GGGUGACACUACGUCGGACCCCCUCCUCCUCCUGUCUCACACACACUCUGGACCACCUCCACAGGCACAGCUGGCAGCCUGGAGCCAUGAUGUAUGGCUGCCCCCCGCAGUACCAGCAACGCAGGUAGGGGGCGCACUAACGACCAAUACUUACUAGUCCAUUGGUCACCAAGACUACAAAUUGCGGGGAAACCCAAAACUGACCUCACAUCAGUGUCGAGGGUAGAGGCUGACAAGAUGGUGCCGAUGGAGGAGGGCGACAUCUUAUGAGUUCCAACCCAACUUUGCUAUAUAGUGACUUUUAUCGUGUUUAUCUUGACCUUUUUUGUACAGAAAGUUCAUACUAUUAUCACAUGACUGCCAAGCACUUCUGGACAUCAGUUACUCACUCACACUACAUUGACACUCCCACACAUAUUCACACACACUACAUGCGCACACACAUAACACACACACGCAUACCGACACAACACACAUACAUACACAUUACACACACAAACACGCAAACUCACACACACACACUUUUACACUCAUCAUUUGCUGCUGCUACUCUGUUCUUUAUUUUACUCUUAUUAUUAUCUAUCCUGAUGCCAAGUCACUUUACCCUGCCUUCAUGUACAUAUCUACCUCAAAUAACUUGUACCUCUGCACAUUGAUCUGGUACUGGUGCUCCCUUUUAUAUAGCUCAAUUUGUCUACUUUAUUUGAUUCUUAUUAUGUUACUAUGUUAUUUUUAUUAUAAUAUUUUAACUGCAUUUUUGGGAAGGGCUCAUAAGCAAGCAUUUCAUGGUAAAGUCUACACCAGUUGUAUUCGGCGCAUGUGACAAACAAAAUUGGAUUUUGAUUUGAUUUGAGAGUGAGAUAGUGAUUGAGUUAAAUGCACAGCUUGCAACUCAGCCAUGUCCCUGGAGGGCUGCGGGAAUUUGGGAGUGAACUGUGUAGGAGUCUCCUAGCCCUGUUCUAAUAUUUGUUUUAGGGAAUGGCUGAUCUAAGACCAGUGCUACCCGUAUAUAACUUCUCACACAUAUAGUCAAUGCUGUUGUUAUCUCUGGCAUUCCUGCUCUAACUGCUUGCGUUCUUAUCAGUGCUGUUUUAGCUGGCUCUCUCCUUCUCUCUUAUUGGCUAAUCUCUUCUGCUCCUAAUUCACUGAGCAUGGCAAUGUUCUCUUUCUCUUUUCCUGUAGCUUGUCCCUCUCUCUCUCUCUCCCUGUCUUUAUCUAUCCUUUAUCUAACCUUCUUUUUUCCACCCAUUUAUCCAAGAUGUUGGCUACAAUUUUAUUUUUUCUUCUUCUUUUUCUUCUUCUUUUAUAUUUUCCCCUAACCCUACCACCCCUCCCCUGAUUGGAGUAAACUAAUGAACAACAACACUUAGGCUUCUACUUCCAGCUUAUACAUACUAUAUAUAUUUUACGGACACAGUCUAUUUUACAAUAGUUCUCUUUUGUUUGUUUUUACUCCUAUCCUUCCGCUACCCUCAACCCCUCCCAUCUAUUUCUGAAGACCAUCCAGUUUGAUUUCUAUUUGCCAUAUUUUUAACUGUGCUGUUUCACAAAAGUUCUGAACCUAUAUACGUUUUACGGACACAGGCUACAAUUUUGUUUUAUCUGACAUGCAAAUGGAUUUGAACAUAAUAUUUUCGAGAGAAAGGAGGAGAGGGGGAGGGAAAGAGACGAAGCAGAAGUAUAAGUGCAGCCGGCAGCGAAUAAAGGCAGGUCAUCAACACAACGUACUCUCAAAAACAAGAAGAGAGUCAAAUCACAGAGCUACAGCCUCACUCACAUACAUGCACGUACACACACACACACACACACACAGAAUCACACACACAGACCGGGCUCCCUGCGUUCAUGACAGUAUUGAGUUGUGCCAUCCUCUAACAGUAGCCUUUAGUGACAGCAGGAUGACUGACUGCUCCUUUCACCACUAGACCUCUCCUCUCCUCUCCUCUCCUCUCGUCCUCUCCUCUCCUCUCCUCUCCGUCCCUCCUCUCCUCUCCUCUCCUCUCCUCUCCUCUCCUCUCCUCUCCUCUCCUCUCCUCUCCUCUCCUCUCCUCUCCUCUCCUCUCUACUCGACUGUGACGCUACCCUCCCUCUCUCCCUCUCUCCCCCAGUGUGAGUAUGGAGGGUUUUGACACAGAAGAGAUGGAGCAGGUGCUCCUUGGGCCCUUCCGAUGGGACCUCCAGCCCCCUCCCCAGGGAGUUGGGGGUUCACAGAGGAGGAGCAGUGAACUCUUCCCAUUGGUGGGCUAGCUCCUUUUUUUUUUCUUUCUUCUUAAUUUCAAAUCAUCCCCCUUUUUGGGGCUUCCCCCCCCCCCCCCCUUUUUUCUUAUUUACUUUAAAAUUUUUUUUAAUUUCCCCAAAAUUUUUCAAAAUUAAAAAUUUUUUCUUUUUUUUUUCUCUUUUUUUUCCCCACCCACCCCCCCCCUUUGGAGAAAAUUUUUGACAAAAAUAUUUACCCCCCGUUAAAUUCUAUUUUUAUUUUACGGACAAGUCAUUUUUUUCUCUUUUUUUGUUUUUUUUAUUUGGGGAAAAAUUUUUUUAAAGGACACAGUUAUUCAGCCAAAAAAGGUUUUUUUCAAAAAAAUUUAAAAUUUUUCGAAAAGGGCUCCCAAUUUUGUUUUUAAAACAAAAAAAAAAUUUUUCCCAAAAAAGGGGGGGGGGGGGAAAAAGAGAAAAAAAAUUAAGGACCCCCAGGAAAAAAGGAGUAUCAAAACACAACUCCCUCUCCCCCCUUUUCCCCCCUUUCCCUCCCUCCUCUGGUCCCCCCCCCCCCCCCUCCCCCCCCUCCUCCCCUUCGUUUGGGUUUGGUCCCCCCCUUCUCCUUCCAGGUGAGAUGUUUUCCCCAAAAAACCUUUUUUUUUUCCCUAUGGGGAAAAAUUCCUCCCAAACCCCUCCUUCCUUCCCCAAAUUGCCUCCUCUCCCCCCCCACCCCUCCCCCCUCUUUUUCCCCUUCCCCUUCACUGGGAGCUUACCCCCCUUUCCCUCUGGGGUUUGGGGGGUUUAAAAAAAUAAGGGGGGGGCCCCCUGGGGGGGUAAAGAAUGGGACCCCCACCCCCCACACCCACCAAAAGGGGGCUCCCGUCCUCAAGGGGGGAGGCGGGGAAAGUUUUUUCCCCCAUUAUGGGCUUUUUUUUUUGGGGAUUAAAAGAUUUUUUACCUAAUAUUCUUUUUUCUUUUUUUAAAAAUUUUUUUUAAAAAUUUUGGGGGGUUUUUUUUCUUUUUUUCCCCCCCCCCCCCCCCCCCCCUCCCCUCUCCCUUUUCCCCCUUUUUAUUUUUUUUCCCUCCCCCCCCAGGCUCUUCUUUUUUUUAUGGGGGUUUCUCCUCUUCCCCUUCUUUCUCCUCUCUCUCUUUCUUUCCCUUAUCUCCCUAUCCCCCCUCUCUCCCCUCUCUCUCUUCUCCCUCCUUUCUCCUUUUCUCUCUCUUGUCUUGUGGUGUGUUAGGAGCAGUCGUCUCAGCUGCAGGGCUUCAGUGCCUCCGCUCCCUCCCUGUGUGCCAGUCCCAGUCUGCACCAGCUACCCAACGCCAACCUCCACCCUCCAACCCAUGCACACACUCAUACACACUCUCAGACACCUCACACACACCCCUACACACACUCACAAAACCACCAGCAUCAGUCUCAUCAUCGCUCCUACUCCAAUUCCACCUCCCAACGCCACUACCAAGGUAGGACAGUAGGACUCUUCAUUUGUGAGUGUGUGGGGACUCUCCUGACUGUUUGAAGGGCAGAUGUUUGUGUGUGUGUGUGUGUUCCUAGCUGUGUGCAGCUAUGCGGAAGCCUUCUUCCUGUGUUUGUUCUCACUGGGGGCUGCUGCCGUCGUUAGCCACUGAACAGAAAGCGCUGUGUUCUCAGGCUCUCCUAUCUCUUCUCUCGCUCUCUCCAUUUCUCCCUUUGCAUGUUCUGUAUUCAUCCUUUCAUUCCACGGCAUCAGCAGAGAUCGUUUUAAUCACUCCUUGAUGGUCUUUAAUCAACUGUCUUCUGUUAUUUCGUACUUCUCUUUCUUCAUGUGUUUGUUAACUCUUGGUCUCACCCAUCGUUUGGAUUAGCUGUGUUUGCCAAUAACCUGCAGAGCAGAGAGAGAGGUUUGUCACUUAUCAGGCGAUGCACUUCAAUCUGUCGGGGAUCUUAGGUCUGUAUGUAUGGAUGGAUGGUUUUGAGGUAUUGGGAUGACUAAGUUUGUUUCUGCUUUCUGCCUCUCUCUUCCUCUCUGUAUCUAUCUGUCUUUCACUUUCGCUCUCUCUGUCUCUCUCUCGCUCUAUCUCGCUCUCUCUCUCUCUCACACAGAGUCUUCCCUGGGCUCUGUAUUUGGGGGUUCCACACAGAGGUGAGUUGUGUCUCUCUCUCUUCCUGAUGACAGUUGUUCACUCACAACCCUAUAGAGCACAUGAUCUCAUCUCAUCUAUCACUGACUGCUUUUUGACACACAUUCCCAUAGUAACACACCUUUUCCUCUGAGCUAGGCUGAAAGGAAACUCGUCCCAUCUUAUGCAAGGAUGUUUCUCUUUACCUCUUUCUCAGUGUGGAUGCGGAGCUUGGUGAGCUGUGGGGGCAAGAAGAGAGGGAGCGGCUAGACGGAGAGAGAGAGAGGCGGAGGGAGGAGAGAAGGACGGAGGAACAGAGGGGUGCUCCCCCCGGGGAGGAGAGGGGGGAGAAGACGGGAAGCCCUCUGGGGCGCACAUUCAGCUUCCUGCGCAAGAUGGCCGGCCAGCGCAAGGUGAGAGAGUGAGAAAGAGAGUGUGGGGUGUGUGUUUCAGUGUCUCUCUGUGUUUGUGCGUGCAUGUGGAUGUGACCCUGUCACAGCUGUCACUAUGCAGUAGAGUACUUGAGCAGAGAGUAGAACCGUCUCUGAGGACAGAGAGUUGGAGUUUGAUAGUAGACUAGCUUCCCCUCCAGUGUAGAUUCCCAGCAGUGAACCCCAGAGAGGAAGUUACAGUAUCUGCUUUAUUUAGAUUCAGCUGUGAACCACCCCCAGUAUCAGUUAACCACAACCAGGGCCAGGCCCUCCAAUUCAACACAUAUGCUGUUUGCCAAGACUGUAACACAAUGGUACAGCAAUAGUAUAGGUACAACAAUGUUGUCAAAGCAGUAACCACAACAGUAGUCGUUCAGUACAACAGUGUUAUUAAUUAUGUUGGGUGAGGCUCUCUCUCGUGCUGCUUAGAUUAUUGAUGACGACAUCUGGCCAGCUGAAUUGCAACAUGCUCUUGAUUUCUGGAAGAACAUUUUUAAGUGUUUGUACUAGUGGGUUGGCAAUGUUUGCAGUGCGUGUGUGGGGGGAGACUCUGUUCUGUUUAAAGAUGACAAUCUUUAAACAGCAGGGGGAGACUCUGUUCUGUGUGUUGGAUAUGAGAAGUUUCCAGUGAAGAGGAAUAAGUAGCACUGUGGCCCUCAGCAGGAUGGUGAUUUAGGCAUUCCACACUUGAACUGAACUUGGGGACAGCUGGGGUUCUUGUAUGUUUGUUAUUUGUGUCCUACUAAUAUCUCGUGGACAGACGGACGUAUCAUAACUAGUAUCAAGCAUCUGAUGCAAUUACGCAAGAUUACAAUUUAGUGUCCUACUAAUAAGCCCGAACAAAGAGCAGUACGCACCAUCAAACUUUGACACAUUUAUAUUUUCUUUUGACAUGUAAUACCCUGUCUACAUUAAGUUGAUGUCUGUAUAUUGUUUAAUAAAAAAAAAUAUAUAUAUAUUAUAAAAAUAAAAGCCCUACCAGCCCCUCUGACCACUCUUGCGUUAGACUAAGUCCCUUAUUUAAGACCCACUGGGUUGCCAGAUUCCUCAGAGGUCCUUAUCACGGGGGUUGCCAGAUUGUGCCCUCCAUCUCAACUGAUAAGAAGUCCCAGUGAUGUCACAGGGGCGUAGCUGUGAUUUUGAAGAUCAGCAGUUCAUUUACGCAAUGACAUCAUCGCCUCAGACUCAGUAGGCCUGUUAGAGACAGAUAGCUGCUGGCCCUGUUUGACGGAGCUAUUUCUGGUCUGUGACAACAUCCAUCCUGUGUGUGUGUGUCUUUGUGUGUGUGUGUCUUUGUGUGUGUGUGUGUGUGUGUGUGUGUGUGUGUGUGUGUGUGUGGUGUAACCAGGUAUGUGAGGUUUGUCCACACCCUUGGUGCUGUGUGUUUAGUGGCUACUGGACUCCAGAACAUAAGAGACAGACAGACAGACAGACAGAAAAGAGACAAAUAAGGGAGAAACCCAACAGAGAGAGAGAACAGUAGUCAGAAAGAAAGAGAGCGACUGAGCUCACUUUUCCAGACCCUUCCUCUCUACAGCAGUUAUGAACUCUCUCUCCCUCUGUCUCUCUCAGUUUCUCUCACUAUAACACGUGACGUCUCAAGAAGUCAGCAUGCAGAGGAGUCUACUCUGGAAUGUGGAUCAGUCCUGUGUGCGUCUGCUGUGUGUCUACAGGACUGUCUGUAUUUCUACUGACCUCAGUGUUAUAUAGAGUUGGUUGAUCUGGCUAUAUGUGUUAGACAGAGACAUCUGAUGGCUUUAGAUUAAGUCCAGUACUCUCAUAAUGAUAACAUGUCAAUACAUUUACAUUUUAGUCAUUUUAGCAGACGCUCUUAUCCAGAGCGACUUACAGUUAGUGAGUGCAUACAUUCUUUUUUAUUUAUUUUUCAUACUGGCCCCCCGUGGGAAUCGAACCCACAACCCUGGCGUUGCAAACGCCAUGCUCUACCAACUGAGCUACAUCCCUGCCGGCCAUUUCCUCCCCUACCCUGGACGACGCUGGGCCAAUUGUGCGCCGCCCCAUAGGUCUCCCGGUCGCGGCCGGCUACGACAGAGCCUGGAUUCGAACCAGGAUCUCUAGUGGCACAGCUAGCACUGCGAUGCAGUCUUUCAGACUGGAGGGAGCUGAGAACAGAACACAUUACAAGAUCACAAGUCUGUUAUUCAUACACUCUUCGAAAAAAGGGUUCCAAAAUAGUUAUUCGGCUGUCCCCAUAGGAGAACCCUUUUUGGUUCCAGGUAAAACCCUUUUUUGGUUGUGGAAAGGGUUCUACAUGUAACCCAAAAGGUUAUUCAAAGGGUUCCCCUAUGGGGACAGCCGAAGAACCCUUUAAGGUUCUAGAUAGCACCUUUUUGUUCUAAGAGUGUACCUGUACAAAUGUGUCUUAUACUACACUGAACAAAAACAUAAACGCAACAUGCAACAAUUUCAAAGAUUUUACUGAGUUACAAUUCAAAUAAGGAAAUCAGUCAAUUGAAAUAAAUGUAUUAGGCCCUAAUCUAUGGAUUUUACAUGACUGGGUAAGGGCACAGCCAUGGGUGGGCCUGGGAGGGCAUAGGCCCACCCACUUGGGAGCCAGGCCCAGCCAAUCAGAAGGGCUUUAUUACAGACAGAAAUACUCUUCAGUUUCAUCAGCUGUCCAGGUGGCUGGUCUCAGACGAUCCCACAGGUGAAGAAGCUGGAUGUGGAGGUCCUGGGCUGGCGUGGUAACAAGUGGUCUGCAGUUGUGAGGCUGGUUGGACGUACUGCCAAAUUCUCUAAAACUAUGUUUAUGGUAGAGAAAUUAACAUUCAAUUAUCUGGCAACAGCUCUGGUGGACAUUCCAGCAGUCAGCAUGACAAUUGCAUGCUCCCUCAAAACAUGAGAUAUCUUUGGCGUUAUGUGACAAAACUGCACAUUUUAGAGUGGCCUUUUAUUGUACCCAGCACAAGGUGCACCUGUGUAACGAUCAUGCUGUUUAAUCAGCUUCUUGAAAUACCACACCUGUCAGGUGGAUGGAAUAUUUUGGCAAAUGAGAAAUGCUCACUAACAGGGAUCUAAACAAAUUUGUGCACAAAAUUUGAGAGAAAUAAGCUUUUUGUGCAUAUGGAAAAUUUCUGGGAUCUUUUAUUUCAGCUCAUGAAACAUGGGACCAACACUUUACAUGUUGAGUUUUAUAUUUUUGUUCAGUAUAUAUUGAGUAGUGGAGUAGGAGGAAGUUAUGUCUGUAGACAGACACAUACCUCGCUUAAGAGCAAACACAUCUGGACAACAUGUGUAUAAGGUGAAUGCACCAAUUUGUAAGUCGCUCUGGAUAAGAGCGUCUGCUAAAUGACGUAAAUGUAAAUGUAAUGUGUCUUGGUUUUAUUGGUGUGUGUUCACUGUGUCCCAAAGAGAGAGAAAGAAAGUGUCUGUGCUCAGCAUCAUUUUAUUGGCGUUAUGUGUGUCUGUCUAUGUUUAACAGUGAAUGCACUUAGUAGUAUUACGUAAAAAUGAAUUAAUAAUUUGUAGUUAAUAGCUCUUGGCCAAAGUUUAGCCUUUACCCCUCUAUUUUCCUUCAUCCCUAAUUCCCCCUCUCUUUUCCCCGCUCUCUCUCUCCAUUAGCUCAAUCUCUCUCUCUCUAUCCCAGCUGGGCAGUUACUGCUUCGGGUGGCAGGAUUGCAUCAGCAAGCCGGCUUUUCUCCUCCGCUAUCCCUCUCUCCCUCAGCCCCCUCUCUCUCUCAUCACUCCACCCCCUCUCUCUCUCAUCACUCCGCCCCCUCUCUCUCUCAUCACUCCGCCCCCUCUCUCUCUCAUCACUCCGCCCCCUCUCUCUCUCCAUCACUCCACCCCCUCUCUCUCUCAUCACUCCGCCCCCUCUCUCUCUCCAUCACUCCACCCCCGCUCUCUCCAUCACUCGGCCCCCUCUCUCUCUCCAUCACUCCGCCCCCACUCCUCCGUUCAUCUGUCUCAAUUUCACCCCAUUUUCCUCCCUUGCUCUCAAUGCCUCCCCUUCUCGGCUUAUUCUCUCUCUUGCACCCCUUUCUGUUAUUCUUCUCUGCCGUCCCUUCUCCAUCUCUCUCCCUUUGCUUUUCUCUUCACCCUUUCAUAUUUCCCCUUCUUCCCCCUUGUUCCAUCAUUUUCUAUUCUCCCUCUCCUCUACAGUGUCUGAUCAUCUCUCUCCACUUUCUCUCUUCACCACUCUUUAUCCCACCCCUCCGACCUCCCUCUUUCCAUCUCUCUCUCUCUCUCUCUCUUUUCCACUUUUCUCUCCCCCUAUUCCACAUUUCCAUUCUGAGGUAGUAGGAGUUUAAACAAACUGAGGCAGGUAGAACAGCGGAUAUGAAACCCAUAAAGAAGCCUGCGGAGGGCCAGAGUAUUAGCCAAGAAAAUAUACCCUGCCUGAUUAAAGCUGCCCUUCUAUCUCACCACAUCCUUUUCAUAUCUUCUAAUAUCCUAUCAUACCAACAUGUUCACUACUAACUGCUCUUCGUCUCGCUCCUCUGUCCAUCCCCUAUCAUCACUCUCCUUAUCACUCGCUCUCUUUAUUUUCCAUUCAUCAUGUCGGAAACUCUUGUGCGAAGAGUGAUGUCAUGUUAUAGAUGCUUAUAACUGUUUAUGAGGACUCUUUCGCUAAAUGACAUGCUCCUCUUUUCUGUUUUGAAAGGGAAGACUGUUGCCCUCUCAUCACGCUGUUACACAUUUUCUCAUUCUCUCUCUAACAUACACACACAUACACACACACACACACUCUUUCUCUCACUCACUCCGUAAUGUAAGGCGUUGUUGUCUCCCUCACAAUAGCUCUUCAGAGGGUUUGACAGUGUCACUUGGUGACUUGUGUAUUUGUGUGUGUGUGUGUGUGUGUGUGUUAUGUUGGAUGACUAUGCUCAAUAGAAGACUUGUGCUGUAUCCAACACCUGUGUGUUAUCUCAUAUCAUACCACUCAAGUGCUGCCAGGCAACACACGCCCGCACGCACACACACACGCAUGCAUGCAGUCUCACACACACUCAUGUACGCACGUGUGUGUGUGUGUGUUUGACCAUGUCGGAGGGCAAUUGGUAUCAGAUGAGGACUCAGGAAGUGAAGAGAGGAUGACGACCUGAUAAGACGGAGGAGGAGCUGGAGAGGAUAGCCCUAAACUGAAUGAGAGAGGAGGAAGAAAGAGAAACAGAGACUGAUAAUGCACAGUGCAUGCUGGGAGAGGUGGAGAGGGGGACUGUCCAGUAAAGUAAAAAUUGUGUUGAAAGCAGAGAAAGAGACUGAAAAUGAGUGGGAGGAUGAAGAGGCAAGGUCACACAGGCACAGUCCUGUUAGAGAGAAUGAAUCGUGUGAUAUUGCAGUUUGGAGAACAGAGUGGUACAGAGGUCCAUUGGCUGUGGGUGCAUGGUUGGGCGUUUUCCUCUCUCCUUGCUCUCUAAAUUUAGUCCCCGGCCACUCUUAAGUGCCUCCUUGUUUAACCUCCCCUUCUCCCUCUUUUCCUUCUCUCCAUCGUAACAUUCCCUCUAUUCCUUUACUAUUAUUAUAUUUUCCUUGUUAUAUUCCCAAAUACAUUCACCUUUACCUUUUCCAGUCCACAUUUUGCCUUCAAGGCAUCACUUCCCCACAGAUGGUACCUCUCCCAUGCAUUGCCCAAAUGGGAGGUAUUCACAAUUAUGUUUUUGCCACGUCAACAGGCAAACUCACAUUAUGUGGCUCAAGUAGCGCAGCUUAAUAAUUGAGGUUUCAAACAACUACUAUCUGAAAUGUGCUGUGAAUGUACAGUAAAACAUAGGGGGCAACCAUAGACUGUACAGGGGCACAACUCAUUUAGCGAACCCCUAAAAAUGAAGCCUAGGUUUACACUCCAAGCAACCACAUCUUCAACUCUAGAGGUGUGGUUAAAAAAAUAUAGCCCCAAUCGGAUUAUUGGCUUUUGAUUACGUCUCUUUACGCAGUGGGCGUUUAAGUGCUCAAUACUCAUCUGUGGUUGGUGAAAAUAAUGAAAGGGGAUAUUUUGCUCUGAAUAGCCCCGCAUUCAGAGGCGCGGCUUAAAAAUGUUCGCUCCUCCUUCGGAGUGCGGAGUCCGAAUUUCCUGCAUGGGAAACUAUUCAGUUGUUCAUCGAGGCGCGUACUCCGACAUAUGGAGAAAAGUUAACGGAUUCGCCUUCCAUGCGCUAUUAUCUGACGCCGGCUGUUCCACUGGAGAUAUCAAACUGGGAUUUUAUCAACGUUAAUGACAAUAUUGUAAUAAAGUGAAAGAGAAGGAUAGGAGAUCAACUUUGAUUUAAAUUGAGGAUCAUUCUCUGUUGAUCCCUCCUCGUUAUGUCCCGUGUCACUGAACCGCUGCCAAAAACGCGUCAAGAGAGAAUGAAAGAAAUCAAUUUACGGGUGAGUCUGAAUAGUCAAGGAUAUAUAAAGUAUUCAAUAGCAUAGAUAAUACAUUUACAUUUUCAAUAACAAUUUGUUAAAAUGUAGUAGGCCACUAGUAGCCUAUAUCAAUACUUCUCUAACAUGGGUUAUUCUAACAUUAUAAUAGCCUACAUUUGUUUAUUAUUUAAAUAGAUAAUGAUAUCUUUACAGUAAAAUACAGCAAUGACUUGGAAAUCCCCCAUUUACUUAUUCCGGGUAUACCAAAAUGAGUGUGGGAAACGAGGGGGCUCCCUUUGGCUCCUGCUUUGUAUGGUGGCAACUGGCAAUGUAAUGAAACAACCUUAAAUAAUGAUUUAGACUAGUAUUAUGGCUAAUGAUUUUGUCUACUUUGUCAAUGUUUGUCACGCCCGUUGCUUAUCAUAGAAAACCAGAUAGCUUGGCAAAAGGGUUGCAUAGUGCGGCACAGUAGCCAAAGCUUGAGACACCGAACACGUUGUCCGAGAUAGAGGAAAUCGUUUGGGGGAGGGGGGAUAAACCGCAAGUGUGUGUGUGUGUGUCAUUGGUCAAGUCAUGGACAUACGGAAUAUUACGGAUCAAUAAUAAAUCGAAGAGUAAUUGCAAUAUGAUGCAGUUAUGCUAUUAGACACAUGACACGUAUUCAAAAAUGAAUAUUGUGCAACUGUUUUCUGCAAAUACUUUAACGGUAUACGUCAAAGAGAUAAUAAUAAUAAUAUGCCAUUUAGCAGACGCUUUAUCCAAAGCGACUUACAGUCAUGCGUGCAUACAUUUUUGUGUAUGGGUGGUCCCGGGGAUCGAACCUACUACCAUGGCGUUACAAGCGCCGUGCUCUACCAGCUGAGCUACAGAGGAUGCCUAUAGCCUAUUCUUAUAAUUAUUGGAUUUGUUAUAACGUCUCCCGGGCUCUGUUGUUUGUCUUCGUCAUGUGAUUUGCUUGCUGCAGCAUGAUGAUAAAGAUACAUUGUUUUAGUUUCGCAGUAAUUGUAUCAAGCGCUCUGAAAGUGACAAGGUUGAACUAUAGCACAGUUGUGGAUGUGUGUUGCCAUCAUGUGCUGCAGAGUACUAGGUCAGACACAGAUACUGACAUAUCCAAAUUGCCAUAAUACAAGUAUGGUGCUAUCUAGAACCUAAAAGGGUUCUUCGACUGUCCCCAUAGGAGAACCCUUUGAAGAACCCUUUUGAGUUCCAUGUAGAACCCUUUCCACAGAGGGUUCUACAUGGAACCCCAAAUAGUUCUACCUGGAACCAAAAAGGGUUAUCCUAUGGGGACAGCCGAAUAACCAUUUUUUCUAUGAGUGUAUGGUAUGGCUGUAAGAUCAGAAAGUUGAAUGUGUUUGUGUUAGUUUACAGAUCAUUCCUUGUCUUGUGUAUCUGAGUUCUACUAAACAGUUGUGGUCAUGUUGUUUACUGUCCCUUCACACCUGUUUAAAUCAGAAACAUUUCUACAAGUUUAACAUCCAUUUAGUCCACAUUAUCUGUACAAUUCCCUUACUCAUCAACCUUCUCUUCUGCACCACUUUGGAUCCAGAUCUGGUCCAGGUCUUAGCUUUAACAAACUCCUCUGAGUAUAAUUUUGUAGUCUUAGAACAUGGAAAUAGUACAUAUCCUUCCUCUCUCAUUUAGCCUGUCUAACCACCCCCCUCCCCAGCUGAGGUUGUGUAUGACCUGUUGGCUUGUGUUCUUGGUUUGUGACAGGUUAUACAGGUGUAAUAUGAUCCUCAUGCUUUAUGCCUAUCAUUAUUGCAGCAGUUUUAAUUAAUUAUCUUACAAAAUAGGAAAAGCCACUGUAGAUACAUGUGCAUGCACACACACAUUUUAUCUUAUGAUCAGGAGGAACCUGAACCAUCAGCAUGCACAUGUAUCUACAGUGGCUUGUGAAAGUAUUCACCCCCUUGGCAUUUUUCCUAUUUUGUUGCCUUACAACCUGGAAUUAAAAUGGAUUUUUGGGGGGUUUGGAUCAUUUGAUUUACACAACAUGCCUAUCACUUUGAAGAUGCAAAAUAUGUUUAAUUGUGAAACAAACAAGAAAUAAGACAAUAAAUUGAACUUGAGCAUGCAUAACUAUUCACUAUUCAAGCUUGGCACAUCUAGCCACUGGGAUUUUUGCCCAUUGUUCAAGGCAAACUGCUCCAGCUCCUUCAAGUUGGAUGGGUUCUGCUGGUGUACAGCAAUCCUUAAGUCAUGCCACAGAUUCUCAAUUGGAAUGAGGUCUGGGUAUUGACUAGGCCAUUCCAAGACGUUUACAUUUUCCCCCUUAAACCACUCAAGUGUUGCUUUAGCAGAAUGCUUAGGGUCAUUGCCCUGCUGGAAGGUGAACCUCCGUCCCAGUCUCAAAUCUCUGGAAGACUGAAACAGGUUUCCCUCAAGAAUUUCCCUUGUAUUUAGCGCCAUCCAUCAUUCCUUCAAUUCUGACCAGUUUCCCAGUCCCUGCAGAUGAAAAACAUCCCAACAGCAUGAUGCUGCCACCACCAUGCUUCACUGUGGGGAUGGUGUUCUCGGGGGAAUGAGAGGUGUUGGGUUUGCGCCAGACAUAGCAUUUUCCUUGAUGGCCAAAAAGCUCAAUUUUAGUCUUAUCUGACCAGAGUACCUUCUUCCAUAUGUUUGGGGAGUCUCCCACAUGCCUUUUGGAGAACACCAAACGUGUUUGCUUAUUUUUUUCUUUAAGCAAUGGCUUUUUUCUGGCCACUCUUCUGUAAAGCCCAGCUCUGUGGAGUGUACGGCUUAAAGUGGUCCUAUGGACAGAUACUCCAAUAUCCGCUGUGGAGCUUUGCAGCUCCUUCAGGGUUAUCUUUGGUCUCUUUGUUGCCUCUUUGAUUAAUGCCCUCCUUGCCUGGUCUGUGUGUUUUGGUGGGUGGCCCUCUCUUGGCAGGUUUGUUGUGGUGCCAUAUUCUUUCAAUUUUUUAAUAAUGGAUUUAAUGGUGCUCUGUGGGAUGUUCAAAGUUUCUGAUAUUUUUUUAUAACCCAACCCUGAUCUGUACUUCUCCACAACUUUGUCCCUGACCUGUUUGGAGAGCUCCUUGGUCUUCAUGGUGCCGCUUGCUUGGCGGUGCCCCUUGCUUAGUGGUGUUGCAGACUCUGGGGCCUUUCAGAACAGGUGUAUAUAUACUAAGAUCAUGUGACACUUAGAUUGCACACAGGUGGACUUUAUUUAACUAAUUAUGUGACUUCUGAAGGUAAUUGGUUGCACCAGAUCUUAUUUAGGGGCUUCAUAGCAAAGGGGGUGAAUACAUAUGCACGCACCACUUUUCCGUUAUUGAUUUUUUAGCAUUUUUUGAAACAAGUUAUAUUUUUCAUUUCACUUCACCAAUUUGGACUAUUUUGUGUAUGUCCAUUACAUGAAAUCCAAAUAAAAAUCCAUUUAAAUUACAGGUUGUAAUGCAACAAAAUAGGAAAAACGCCAAGGGGGUUGAAUACUUUUGCAAGGCACUGUAUGUACAGUGAGGGGAAAAAAGUAUUUGAUCCCCUGCUGAUUUUGUACGUUUGCCCACUGACAAAGAAAUUAUCAGUCUAUAAUUUUAAUGGUAGGUUUAUUUGAACAGUGAGAGAAAGAAUAGCAACAAAUAAAUCAAUAAAAACGCAUGUCAAAAAUUUUAUAAAUUGAUUUGCAUUUUAAUGAGGGAAAUAAGUAUUUGACCCCCUCUCAAUCAGAAAGAUUUCUGGCUCCCAGGUGUCUUUUAUACAGGUAACGAGCUGAGAUUAGGAGCACACUCUUAAAAGGAGUGCUCCUAAUCUCAGUUUGUUACCUGUAUAAAAGACACCUGUCCACAGAAGCAAUCAAUCAAUCAGAUUCCAAACUCUCCACCAUGGCCAAGACCAAAGAGCUCUCCAAGGAUGUCAGGGACAAGAUUGUAGACCUACACAAGGCUGGAAUGGGCUACAAGACCAUCGCCAAGCAGCUUGGUGAGAAGGUGACAACAGUUGGUGCGAUUAUUCGCAAAUGGAAGAAACAAAAUAACUGUCAAUCUCCCUCGGCCUGGGGCUCCAUGCAAGAUCUCACCUCGUGGAGUUGCAAUGAUCAUGAGAACGGUGAGGAAUCAGCCCAGAACUACACGAGAGGAUCUUGUCAAUGAUCUCAAGGCAGCUGGGACCAUAGUCCCCAAGAAAACAAUUGGUAACACACUACGCCGUGAAGGACUGAAAUCCUGCAGCGCCCGCAAGGUCCCCCUGCUCAAGAAAGCACAUAUACAGGGCCGUCUCAAGUUUGCCAAUGAACAUCUGAAUGAUUCAGAGGAGAACUGGGUGAAAGUGUUGUGGUCAGAUGAGACCAAAACCGAGCUCUUUGGCAUUUACUCAACUCGCCGUGUUUGGAGGAGGAGGAAUGCUGCCUAUGACCCCAAGAACACCAUCCCCACUGUCAAACAUGGAGGUGGAAACAUUAUGUUUUGGGGGUGUUUUUCUGCUAAGGGGACAGGACAACUUCACCGCAUCAAAGGGACGAUGGACGGGGCCAUGUACCGUCAAAUCUUGGGUGAGAACCUCCGUCCCUCGGCCAGGGCAUUGAAAAUGGGUCGUAGAUGGGUAUUCCAGCAUGACAAUGACCCAAAACACACGGCCAAGGCAACAAAGGAGUGGCUCAAGAAGAAGCACAUUAAGGUCCUGGAGUGGCCUAGCCAGUCUCCAGACCUUAAUCCCAUAGAAAACCUAUGGAGGGAGCUGAAGGUUCGAGUUGCCAAACGUCAGCCUCGAAACCUUAAUGACUUGGAGAAGAUCUGCAAAGAGGAGUGGGACAAAAUCCCUCCUGAGAUGUGUGCAAACGUGGUGGCCAACUACAAGAAACGUCUGAUCUCUGUGAUUGCCAACAAGGGUUUUGCCACCAAGUAUUAAAUCAUGUUUUGCAGAGGGGUCAAAUACUUAUUUCCCUCAUUAAAAUGCAAAUCAAUGUAUACAAUUUUUGACAUGCGUUUUUAUGGAUUAUUUUGUUGUUAUUCUGUCUCUCACUGUUCAAAUAAACCUACCAUUAAAAUCAUAGACUGAUGAUGUCUUUGUCAGUGGGCAAACGUACAAAAUCAGCAGGGGAUCAAAUACUUUUUUCCCUCACUGUACGUGUGUGUGUACAGUGAAUGUGUGUUACUAUCUCUGUGUCAUGUGUACUGUGAGGUUGGUCUGUGUGUAUACUAUGAUAACUUAUCUCACUGCUUUGUGUGUUGUGUGUGGUUGAAGUCAGAGCUCAGAUGUUUACAGGGAAGUGUACAGUUCCUAUGAAAACACAAGUGUCAGUGUGUUGUGUAGCCUAUUGCUUGUUACACCUUUAAUGGAGAAGGCCACAAGAGAAGGUGUUGUUAGAGCAGGAUAGUGGAGAAAGUCGGGCUGUUGUGAGCAUAGAUUUUAAGACCCAGAAAUCCAAAUGUAGAAAAACUUAUUCAGCAAUGGCAACAUUACUAACUUAAAUUCCAGUGUUUGUGUGUGUGUGUCAUUGUGUUCAGGGGAAAUGUUGGUUGAUGAUGCCCACUGAGUCAGUGAGUGUGGGAUUUCUGUGUGCGCAUGCAUACUUAUUUGUUUGAAUGUGAACACGUGUGUGUGUGUGUUCUGCGUCUGACUGUGGGAUUUCAGCCUUUUGGCCAAAGCUAAUUUAGCAUCCCAGUGUCGUGACCCCCACCCCCACUAGAACAAGCAGACACUGGUGGAAAGGCAUGAGGGCUGGCAUGCAUAGUCACACAGAGCCACAUGCCAAUACAAACUCCCAGCGCCAGACAGUCACAUAUUAAAUACUCCAGGGCUCAAUGUCUACACAUACACAGACAAAUGCACACACAUACACACACUUCUGGACUGUGUGUAUGUGUGAAAGAAAGAGAUUUGGCAUUGGCAUACAUUCAGAUCAGCCAAAAAGUCCCAUGUUUCAUGCAUUUCACAACCCAACCCUUAACUGAGCCCUCUUUUAUUUUCUCUUGGGGGUUCCAUUGCUGUUCAUUGGACCCUAUGCACCCCAGCAAAGUUGCACAUCAUUGGGUAGAAUGUGGGGCAGGACAGAGCAGGGAUUGUGACAUAUACAGCCCUGGGGGAAGAUGAGAGAGAGAGAGGGGUUUGAGUGAAAGAGAUGGAAUGAGAGGGAGAAUUGGAGAGGUUGGGAAGGGAUAGCGGAUGAUAGAGCAGGAUAUUGUGCGUGUGAGAAAGAGGGAGGAAGCGCUCUUGUCUGUUGUCACAGGUAAGGCUGAACGAUUUUGGAAAAUAAUCUAAUUGCGAUUUUUUGCCCCCAAUAUUGCGAUUGCGAUUUAAUAUGCGAUUUAAUUUAUUUAUCCUUUUUCCCCUACAAAACAUAAUGAAUGAUUUAAAUAUGACCAACACAAUAGUAUAUACAUUUAGUGUGAAAUGUUCUUUCCCAUAGGCUGGGUCUAUUUGUUAGAAUUAAAUUCAAACAUGUAUGACUUGAAAUAAAUGACAUUUUUAUUGAACUGCUCAUUACAGAAACAUCUGUGGCUUUGCCACUGUGCAUUUAAAUAAUUUAAACAAAGGCAUGAACUUUGUAAACACUGUGUGCAAAAGGUACAGUCUUAAGAAAAAAAUAAUUUUAAAUUGUAUGUAUCUUACUGCUCCCAAGUCAGUAACAUUUCACACAACUGAAACAAGGAAUUUGCUUUGAAAAUAUUUUGUAAAAUCAAAGUAAAUAAAGUUAUAAAUAAAAAAUGAGAAAUGCACUUUUAAUUUAGACAAACUAUUUUUUAUAAACGAUUUGAAUAUUAUAAUAUAAAAUAGAUGAGCCUCACUUAUCUCAAGUACACAACAAUAACACACCACACAGACUAAAGUUCACUACGAGUAUGGCACUGCCAGCCAUACUUAUCCAACAGUUCUGUUCUCAGUGGCUCACAGGUUUUUUGCUAAGAAAACCAGAAUAUUGACUUUUUCUGGCUUCAAGGCUGAGCGAGUGCAAGUCACAAUAUUCCCUCCUGUGCUAAAAAGACGCUCUGAGGGAGCGCUUGUAGCAGGUACACAAAGAUACUUGCGUGCCAUGGUGCACAACUGUGGGUAGCUGAUCUUGUGCACCCUCCACCAAGCCAAUGGAUCAUCUUCUCCAUCAAUGGUAGGAGUCAUCAGGUAAUUGUUUAUCUCUGCCUCUGCGACAUCUUCAAGAUUUACAGGCAAAGAAGGAGAGGCUGAACUGGUCUUGAAAAAACUGCCAAGAGACCUCUUCGUCUUUUCCCCCAAGGACUGUGCACUUUGAGGCAUCUGAACAGUUUCAGUACGAGACCUCUUCUCCUAUUAGAUGAAAACAACAGCCAUUAGUUUUCCAGUUAGAUUUUACAGAAAAUUUUUGUUUUUGUGAAAUACAUAAUUAUUUACCCAAUGAUAUGUACGUUGUGCCAAGUCUACUAUCUCUGUCUUCAGACGAGUCUUGAUAGCAGGGAUGUUGUCUGUACUGAUGUACUGUAUUUUGAACCUAGGGUCCAGGAAACAGGCAACAUCCAAAAGCUCCUGGAUGUUUGGGUCUCCAUAUUUGUUAUUGAGGUAUGCUAGGACUUUGGUUUUUAUUGAUUUAGUCAGGUCAGUGUCCUCAGCAUCUUCAGCCAGGACUGAUGUGGCAAAAAGGUGGAGAACUGGCUUGAGGUAGGAGAUGCUUACAUACUCCUCUCCAGAAAGAGCAUCAGUAAACUCCAGUAGAGGAUGCAGUGCCUUGUGAAUCGACUCCAACACGUCAAUAUCCUGCCAGGUUGGGAUAAGGGAGCGUGCAUAUCGAUCUCCAGACAAUACCUGAGAAAUGGCUUUGGCCUGUUCAAGCACUCUGGCAAUCAUCAUUUCUUUAGAACCCCAUCUUGUUGGGCACUCCGUUAUGAGGUUGUGCUCAGGGAGUUUGAGCUCUCUCUGUGCCUCCGUCAGGGCUGCUUUCUUCUUCCAACUGUGGGAAAAGUGCCCCACCAGCUUCCUGCACAGUGCUGUUGCCCUUGACACUCAGUCAUCUUUGAGUGCAUUUUCUAAAAGAAAUAAAAAGUAGUGUAUUACACACAAUUUGAGUUUUGAUACAAGGCUCUCACUAUUACACACUCAAAUUAGCUGUAAUUCUGAAAUACACACAUCCACAACACAUCCUCUCUCUCUCUCUCAAUUCAAAGGGUCUUUAUUUGCAUGUCAAUUCUCUCUCUCUUUCUCUCUCUCUCUCUCUCAUAAACACUAAAAAAACAUGUAAAAAACAAAAACAAGAAAAGAAAAAAAAUGCAGGUGGGCAUUCCACCACAGACAGACAUAUGAUAUAAGCAAGUAAAAUGAAUUUACAUAUUAGAAAAGGAGUGGAAGUAUGAAUUUAUUUAAUCCCAUCCGAUUUAUAUAAUAUCAUUUAUAUAUAUUUGUAUAUUCAGCUUUACUAAUCGACGCAUCUCUCUCUCUCGCACUCGCGCACACACACACACACACACACACACAAACACACACACACACACACACACACACACACACACACACACACACACACACACACACACACACACACGAUAACUUACCAAUGGCAAGAUGUAAUCUGUGGCCAAAACAUUGGAGCCUCGUCCAUUCAUUAAGCCGCGCAGCAAGCACCAUAUUCGACGCGUUGUCCGUCGUGAUGCAGACGUGAUUCUCCUCGUGGAGAUCCCAGCUGACAAGCCCUUCUCUCAGGCCGGCUGCAAUAUUUUCCCCUGUGUGAUCGUCUGGGAAGUAGGUAGUUUGUAGGCAGCGAGCUCGGAGGUUGAAAUCUUCAUCAAUAAAAUGGACUGUAAGACUCUGGUACGGCUCAGCUGUGCGGCUUGACCACAUAUCAGUAGUGCUAGCAAAAAACUCCACCGUUUUAAGUUCCGCGGCGACUUUCUCUUUGCACUUUUUGUACAGCUCCGGUAUGGCAGUCUGACUGAAGUAUGUGCGGGAGGGUAUACUGUAACGUUUAUCAAGCGUAUGUAUUAAUGCCAUGAACCCAGGCUUGGUCACCGUGCUGAGAGGCAUCAUAUCUUUGGCUAUGAACUCGGUUAUUGUCCGAGUGAUUUCUCCGUGCCGUUUUGAAUUACGUUCAUACGGAGUGACACUUUCGAACAUUUCUGUCAGUGAUCCCUGUCUUGAGGUAUUUGGCUUGUCUCGCGCACUGAUGCUCGGCAUUUUGGUCAUACAACUGUCAUGCAUUGAUUUGUGGUAUUUUUUUAAGUGCUGAAACAGGUUUGUAGUGUUACCCCGUGAAGUAGCAAUCGGAGCACGGCAUGCUCUGCACAACACCUGACGCUGCUCAGCAUCUUCUUUUUUAAAACCAAAAUAGUUCCACACCACCGACGUGCUGUUCCUCUUCGAUAUUAAAGUAUCAGCUGUGUCAGUUUCUGACUGUUCCGUCGAGCAAGAGGCCAUUGCGCUGGACAGCAUGAAAAGUCGCGUCACGUGACCACCUCAAAUCGCGCACGUUGCGAUUAGAAAAUCGCGUUCAGUCAAAUCGCGAUAUUAUCGCGAAUGCAAUUAAUCGUUCAGCCCUAGUCACAGGGUCUCCAUUGUACCAGUUGGGGAAUGACUCUGACUGGGGGUCUUUUCUCACAUCAUAUCUCCCUCAUUGCUGUGCCACUAACUCACUGCACACCUAAAUUGCUUUAGAUAUAUUCUAUAUAUUUAGGGCUUUGUUAUUGCCGAAUCAUAAAUUAGAGUUUUACAUUUAGCUGGAAGACUAAUAUUAUGAAAUGUGUAGUUGGCGUAGGCUGAAAGUGUCUGGGUGAGUCAGAAAGACAGGAGGUGAGUCAGUCGGUAACUUUUUGGUAAUCACAUUUCAUUUGUGUGGGUUGCUCAAUGGGUAGGUGGGUAUUGGGCAUUGUGAUGUCGUAGAUCUGUUUUGAGACAGGAGGGGAGUGCUAGCGUGUCUGUUUGAUCAGCCUUUUGUGUUCUCAUUAUGUGCUCCAGUGGUUGGUGCCUACACGAACAAUAGCUAGGAGUCUAAAUGGAAGACCUACACUCACUCUCGCACACAGAAAUGCAUGUACGCACACACACCAGUUCUCAGACUGACACACUGCGCUCUGUCCUUAAACCCAAGGCCUUAAACUCCAUCAUUUCAAAACAGCCUUUUCCUGAUCACGUGACCUCAGAAAACUGCACUCUGACCCCCCCCCCCCCCCCUUUUUUUAAAACCUCGAAUACACUACAAGUUUGCAUUUCCUGUUGUGCAGGACAAUUCUCAGCAACUUAAUAAUGAUCAAAUUAAGAUCCUACAUCUGUAUGUGACAUGCUGACAGACAACAACACAAGUGGGGAAACACAAGUGAGCGGAUGUCAUUAUGUACUCUUAAAACCAAAAAGAUAUAAACAAUGAUGUUCUACCUAGUCAAAGUGGCAUGUAGGCUUCCAAAUCGUUAUUCAUUAAGGUUAAAUGGUGACCUGUUGGUUCCAUUCAUGGUAUUUUAUAUGGGCCCAGUCCUAGCUCAGCUUCCAUUUCAGACAGUGCCGUAGAGGCCAUUCUUCAGUGCAGACUCAUACAGUGGACAUGCGUCAUAUGUCUGCAGGCCCAGGGAUAAGGAGUGCUCAGUUAAUGGGCCUGAACCGCUCAGCCAUGUGAAAAAUAGAGAGGGAAGGUUAAGGGCAGAGGAAGAGAGAAGAAAGGGAAAGGGAGAGAAAAUGGGAAAUGAACAUCAACAUCACGGGACAGGUUCCCUUGCUCCCUAGUGAGAGUGAGAAGUGGUGUUAAAGUCAUUGAGAGGAGAUAGAGAGAAAAGAGACUGAGAGCUGGUCCAGGGCUUACUGGAUAAUGGUUAAGGUUCGGAUUGGGCAAAGGUGUGUUUGGGAUGAAAGAUAGACUGUAGGCCAAGCGAGGUCUGAGUAGAAAGGAGCAGCUGAAGGUUAUUGACUGGUUAUCCGAUUUACUAGUUCAAAUCCUAUAACCUGAUUUACCUCAUCAAGAAGACAAUUGGCCUGUAUCAAUGAACAAGGGCUUUCUUUGUUUGGUGGGGAACAUACUUGGUUUCAACUCUUACAUUUUAAGUUUUUACAGACCAAUGAGGUUCAGGGAUAUGUAGGUAAAUGUAGCAUGUUUUUUCACUGUAUUUGUGCGAAUAGAGUGAUAUAAUAACUGCUGUGCUUUCAGAGCUCUAGGGACAGUAAGGAUCCGGUUACAGGCUAGUGUGUGACUGAUGCUGACAAAGCGCUUCACCUGUCCCAUCUGCCUCUCUCUUUUUCUCUCUCCCUCUCUCCAUACAUACACACAUACAUACAGUACCUCCCUCUCUGCCCACCUCACCAACACACACAUCUCCACAAUGGCUUUCUCCAAGGUUGUAAUAUGAGAGGAAUGAGAAGUAAAUUAGAAAGAGGAACGGAGAGAGGGAGAGGUGAGGCGCUUUGUCAGCAUCAGUCACACACUAGCCUGUAACAGGAUCCUUCCUGUCCCUAGAGCUCUGAAAAGCCAGACAGACAGACCAUACACUGUACAACACAAUACAUGCACGCACACAAACACUUGUGUUCAUGGGUUACUGCUACACAUGGAAAGUUCUUCCCAUGAGGCUAAGGCCUGUUUAAACACUUAAAAGGGUGCCCCCAUACACACUUUAACACCCAACAGAGACGUAAUCACACACACACGGACACACCAUCUCACCUUCUGUCAACAGCUCACACGUACACACACACACACACACACAGACACACACUGGCAUUGUGGUCACCAGUGUGUGACUGCACCUGUAUAAACAGUGUUGCUUUAGGGGGCUGUAAAAGCGUUCUCCCAGUCAGCCUGGUAACAGACAAUGGGUUCACCUCAUAGCAGCUCACUAGACUGGUAGGGGAAUGGACAGAUCACAUGGGGAGGGAGGAGAUAAAGUGAGAGAGCAGGAGAGAAGGAGGAUUAGAGAUUGAGGAAGAGGAGAGGGACAGGUUUGCCUGGUUACUCAGCCACAUAGCUCCAGCCAAACGCCAUGGCCCCACUAACGUUUCUUCUCCGAUCAUAGAGCAGCAAAAUAAUUCAGUUUGAGUUGUCAGGCUAGCGAGUGGUUACAAAGGAGGAAAAAAAGAGAGGGAGGAAAGAAAACAUUUAGGAGAAAUAAGGACAGGUGGAGGGGUGCUUAGUAGUCUGUAGGUAAAGUACAUUGUAUAGGGGGUUCGGGUGUUGCAAUAGCCAGCAUUCUAUUACAGGUGUUUUCUUUGGAGUCUUAGCAUUGCCUUUGUGAAACCCCCACUAGAGGUGACUGAGUGGGGGUCGGUGGGGAUCCCAAACUAACUAAAGCCAGAGUCACAGGAAGUGAACUCAUCAGAGAGAUCCUUAAAACAAACAGCACCCUGUGUGAACCUGAUGACCCAGUCAAUAUCCCCAGUUCCCCCCUCACACUCUCCCUGAGUCUGGCUGCUACUGGGUUGACUCUGCUACAGUAACCACCCAACAGACUGAAAUACUGUAGCUUCAUCACAUUAUCCUGGCUUUCAUAAGCACUGAUCUGAAAAUAAGGAUUCCUAGUGAAAACCUAUCUAGUCAUACCUAUCAGUGGAAAAUACAUAAAAGGAGACUAUAAAUUAGGGCUGGAGUCAAAUAUAAUGUUGUCCAAAAUGUAUUUUGCGAUAUGUAACUGUAUAGAUUUUUUCCCCGUCACUACUAUAAAUGAAUAUUAGCACAUAGCCUGUGAUGGCUGUCUCUGACCAUGCUCAAAUGACUGUCUGGGCAUAGAUAGUUAUCACAGCUGGAGCUGAAAGGACCUGGCCUACCAUCUGAGCUCGCUCUCCUCUCUUCUCCAUCCUCAUCACAGACGGCCAAAGAGGCACUCUUAUUUCAGGGAUCAUCAUUUUGAAUUGAAGAGGUGCACUAAACUGGAAUAUACUUCAGUGAAAACAGUAGUAACCCUAAAUACCCAGAUUCCUCUGUUUAGUAGGCUAACACAAACCAAGAGUGUUCCAUUUUAUGUUAUGACCUGUAGUUGUAGUUGAUAGUUAGCAAUGCUCUUUAAAUUAGUUUAGAUAGGAUUAAAUAUGUUUAUUGAUUAUGAAAAACUGAUUUCCGCUGAAGAUGCCUCUGUUAUUUUAUGGUGUAGUGGUAGAAAUAAGGUCUAGGGGAAAUAGUUGUAACCAUAAAACACUGGACUCCUAUUGUGCAACAACUCUCUCUCUACUGUUUCUGUGUGCAAGGAAUUGUACCAUAAGUAUUUUUGUGUGUGUAUAGUGUGUGUGUGUACAGAUGGAGGAUCUUAAUUUGAGCCAGUUUGCUACAGCAGGAAAAUAAUCCUACAGCAACAGGAAAUGUGAAUUAUUAUGUGGAUUAUAAUGAAUAUACAUUUUUGUAGGGGUUGAUAUGUUUUUCGCAAAGGGAAAAUCAAGUCUGAAAUUUCUAAUUGGAAAUUACAAACUUCAGAAGCCUUUUAAACCUCAAAUACAUUACACGUUUUAAAUGUCCUGCAUUGCAGGAAAGUUCUCCUGCAACAGGGUGAUCAAAUUAUGAUCCUAAGUCUGUAUGUGUGUGUGUGGGCGUGUAGCUGUACUCGUUAUUAAUUAAUGUGCCCCUGGGACAGCCUGGUGCUAACUAGGGGGCAAACAUUAGCUUUCCCACAGAGCUGUGUGGGCGCGCCUCACAUCAAGGUCAUAGUGUACUAAGCCUCAUGAUGGAUGCCAUCUGUCUCUGAUACAGAUGCAUGAUCUUAAUUUGAUCACUCUUUUGGUGCUGAGAAUAAACUUGUACGUUAUUCAAGGUUUAAAAAGGCUUCUAAAGUUUGUAAUUUCCACUUUAAAAUGUCAGACUUGAUUUGCCCUAAUGAAAAAUGUAUCAACCCCUACAAAAUAUUUCCAUUAAUUAUAAUCCACAUUAUAAUUCACAUUUCCUGUUGCUGCAGGAUUAUUUUCCUGGUGUAGCAAACUGGCUCAAAUUAAGAUCAUACAUCUGUAGUCUCCUCACCCACAGGAACAUGCAAAGGAUGGACACAUUCAAGCUAUUAUAAUGACCACCUUCCUCCGCUACCACACACAUACAGCACAAAGAUACUAUAGCCCUACCUCCCCUUUGCUGCCACACAAACACAUGCAUGCACGUACUGAAUGCACACAUACACACUAAGAUGAGAACUAUGGAUCCACUCACUCAAUGUAUUUUCCCGAUACAUUUAAUAACCCUUAGGAUAGCGUUCUAAACACAUCCAGUAGUUCUCUUCCCCAGUGUCUCCAGUUUCUCCAUCUCUCUUUGUGUUCUUUGUCUGGUCUCUGUUUCUUUGUUCCUCCAUCAAUACACGCUGAAAUCCAGUUACCUGCUAGGCUCUCUCGCUGUGUCAGGUAUUCUCUUUCUCCUCUUUUGUUUCCUCGCCACAUCACUCUCUAUCUCUCUACCUCUCUCUGGGGUUCUCUCUCUUCCCCCUGUAUCCGUUUCUCCAUCUGUCUGCCUUUUCUUUCCAUCCCCCCUCCCCCUUCAUCCCAGGCCCAUUUAUUUCUUGCUUAGGUCUCUCUUUUUCUCCCUCACUCGUUUCAGCCUCCUGCUCUCGUGGGUCUUCCCCUCCAGGCCUCUCCCUCUUUCCUAGGUAUCUCUGUUAGUAAUCCUCCAUCUCCUCUUAGGACAUAUAUUUGUCUAGACAGUGUAUACCUUUAUAACUUCACUCCUUUUUGUUAGGUUUAGGCAGAGACUGUCCAUGUUGCUACUUGCUACUGAUGAUCUCAUCAAGCUGCGACACUUCAUAGUGUAGCUAUUCCAUCACUCUUUUUACUGUCACUCAUACGUGCUAUGGCGAUUGGUGACUGUGCUUGUUCACAAAGGUCGUUCUGAGGAUAUUUAAUUAACCAUUAGAUAUCGUUUUUUGGCAUUCUAUGAGGCUGAUGUCAUCUGAAAUGAGAGAGACAACAGACACGCGCAUCGUUUAUGGCCUAUUAACCAGGGCUCUGUCUCUCUCAGCCUCUCUCUCUCUGCUACAGGGGACAGUAGCAAGCACACGCUCUCCCAUAAUAAGAUCCGCCCCCCUUUUCCUCCUCUCCUAGAACAGAGGGACUGCCAUUAAGCCUCCGCUCUUCACGCACGACACAGGGUUAACUUGAACGAGAUCCUGGGCUGCCGCAGACCGAUUGUGUAGCAAGCAAAGGCAAAAGGGCUUUGUUCUCCCAGUGUAUGUCCACGUGCUGACUACCACUAAUUCUGUUAUGGCAGUCCAAAGGGACUUUCCUGUGAUGUCGCAAAACACACAGGACAGUCCUUCCUGCCUGACACAUCUUGGUUUAGUUGGCUCAACUCAAAUAGAGGCCGACUGCGCAAUGGUUUUUGAUUGUUUACAUAUUCUCAUUGGGGACCACUGGCAUAUGUCCCCCUAAAUUUCUAUCUAUAUCAAUAGCGUCACGUUUACAUUUUUUUUCCAGAUUUAACUUAAGUUUCUGUAUGCAGUGCAUUCUUGUGUGAUAUUCUGUGAAUCUGCUGUAUGUGUUUCUGUUCCAUUGUGCACUAAUGACUUUCUAUCUCAUAAUUAGUUAGUGUUGUCAUUCUGAGGUUAUUUGACCACUUAUUCACCCUCAGAUUAGACUGCGCUGAUCUCGCUUCAGUGAGCUGACAUCAAACAGCUGAACGCAGGUUGUAUGCUCUCAAUAUACCCUGGAUUGAAAGAGGGUCUGCUAAAAGAAUACAUGAAACCUAAACAGAGGAGAGGACACACCCAGCUAUUCAGUCAACUGGAACAAGGAUCAGCCAAGCUUGUUAGUGUCUGGCUGUAAUAACUUGUGGAUAAUGAGUUACUUAAGGGAGAGUAAUAAUGGGCCUACACAACACAACAAAGCAAUAUCAUUUAUUUCAGCAUUGAAUCAGUGUUAAGAGCUACAUUAUGUGCAAUACAUGAUGAAUGCAUUUAUAGUCUUAAUGCAUUUAUAAACAUUGUUUUAAUGAACCCUUAUUUGUUAUAGGUUAAUCAACAUUUAUGUUUACAGCAUCCAUGCUAUAGUUACCACUCCUAUAGUUACUAGAAGGCCUAUGGUUCAAAUUCCUAGUUGAUCAGAACUCCCCACUGGGCACAGACGUCAUUUCAAUGUCAAGUUUUGAUUUACGUUUGGUUGAGUUGUCAACUAACAUGAAAUCAACAUGAAAUCAACAAAAAAUGUAACCAUGUCAUUGGAUUUAGAUUAAAAGUUGGGUGGAAAAAAUAUGAAAUUCCCUUAAGUUGAUGACUUUUUGCAAAUCCAAUCAGUUUUCCACAUUGAUUAAAUGUCAUCACAUUGAAUGUUGGUGUUAAAAUGAUGUGGAAACAAUGUUGAUUCAACCAGUUUUUGCCCAGUGGGUUGUCACUGUUCUUUUAUUUAACCUACAUUCACUACAUAUCCAGCUAUAUGAUAGAAAAAAUGUCUGCUAUGUCAGUCAGACUGGACAAAAUGGUUUGCUACGUAAAGCCAUGGUGUUGAUCUGAGUCAAACAAGCCUACAAGCCCGUCUGAGAACCCUGGAGCUAAGAUUAUGAACAACCUUAUCCUUCCCCUCCAACUCUAGUGUUGCUACGCUCCCAACUCACCUCCCCCAGUCUCCAUGCUCUCCUCUGGCUCCACUGCCUUAUCAGUUUAAUGAACUUCCUGUGUGUGACGUCAACACUGAAGCACUAGCAUAGACAUUUUGGCAGAGAACAGAUUACUGAGACAAAAACUGCUUUAAUAAAAAGUUAAGUGUCUACAAAAAUGGCUGGACUGUGUAUACAAACCCAUUUCCAAACUACGUUUUUCGGCACAAUGUGAGUUUUGUUUCUCCCUUUCCUGUUUAGUUUUGUUGUGUCUGAGUCUCUGAGGCUGUUUGGUUGCAGGAAGGGGAGUGUUGGGGAGUGAAUGACAUGUAUUCAUAGAAGCUUUUAAAAGUGAGCACAUUCUCUAUGGCUCGGGCAUCUGCACAUGAGUUCAGUCCCCUGAAAACAACAGAUGCCAAUAUCACAGUCUGAAGGGGAACAGAGACUUCCUGAGUCCUGUCGCUUUCAGAUAGCACCCUUCAUAGAAUUAGAAAGGGAAGAAUAUAUAUGGCUCUCUGUCCACCUCAUCUGAAACUCCUCUGACCUCAUCUGUCAUGGGCAGCCCAGUAAAGUGCAUGCUAGGCUUUGUAGAAGUGUCAUGAUAGAUAUGAAGUGUUAUUGUUGAAGCAGGAAAACUGACUCAUCAGAAAUGGAUGUGUGGCAUAAAAACAUUUAGACAUUUGCUUUAAAUAGUAAUGUCCAUUCUAUUUAUUAUAUACUGAACAAAAAUAUAAGCGCAACAUGAAAAGUGUUGGUCCCAUGUUUCAUGAGCGGAAAUAAAAUAUCCCAGAAAUGUUCCAUUCGCACAAAAAGCUUAUUUCUCUCUAAUGUUGUGCACAAAUUUGUUUACAUCCCUGUUAGUGAGCAUUUCUCCUUUGCCAAGAUAAUAAUAAUAAUAUAUAUAUAAUAUGCCAUUUAGCAGAUGCUUUUACCCUGACAGGUGUGGCAUAUCAACAUUGAUUAGACAGCAUGAUCAAGCUGAUUAAACAGCAUGAUCAUUACACAGGUGCACCUUGUGCCCGGGACAAUAAAAGGCCACUCUAAAAUGUGCAGUUUUGUCACACAAUACAAUGCCACAGAUGUCUCAAGUUUUGAGGGAGCUUGGCAUGCUGACUGCAGGAAUGUACAACAGAGCUGUUGCCAGAGAAUGUAAUGUUAGUUUCUCUACCAUAAGCUGCCUCCAACAUCAUUUUAGAGAAUUUGGCAGUACGUCCAACCGGCCUCACAACCGCAGACCACCUGUAACCAUGCCAGGCCAGGACCUCCACAUCCGGCUUCUUCACCUGCGGGAUCGUCUGGGGGGGGGGGGGGGUGCUGAGGAGUAUUUCUGUCUGUAAUAAAGCUGUUUUGGGGGGAAAAACUCAUUCUGAUUGUCUGGGCCUGGCUCCCAAGUGGGUGGGCCUAUGCCCUCCAAGGCCCACCCAUGGCUGUUCCCCAUAAAUUAGGGCCUAAUGAAUUGUCAAUUGACUGAUUUCCUUCUAUGAACUGUAACCCAGUAAAAUCUUUGAAAUUGUUGCAUGUUGCGUUUAUAUUUUUGUUCAGUAUAUGUCUUUGCAUACACACAGAACUCAAUGUUAACUGCCUAGCACUGUGUAUCUGUAUCUAUUUGGCUAGAUUAUUGGUCAUGCCAACCUCUUGGUUAACCAUUAGCGUCAAUAAAGCCAGAUCCCAGCAGCAUACCCAAGCUUCAUUGCUUACAGUAAACCAAUUAGGUCACUUCCUUCCAGCUAAAAAAAAUAAUACAUGCAACCUUAUAUAGACACCAGUGCCAGUCUAAUAAGAAUUUACUAAACAAAGGAUUAGUUAUGCUACACACUGGCUGGCUGGAUGACUUUGGCCAAAGGUGCUCUUCAACCACUAAGAGACAAAGGCUACAAUUCCUCCCCUGGAGUACAUUUUAGACUCCCCCCAUCCAAAAUAACAAGGAACUUUGCCCUAAUGGAAUUUUUCUGAUCACUCCUCUAUAGCAGGUUUAUUGACCUGCUGGUUGUUUGUGUUGUUCACCACAGCAGCAUGUUAACAGCUUCUUUAUCUCUGUGUCUUAUCUGUCUGGGGUCAGAGGUUAGGGUAGAGGCUUGUGACCUGAAGGGAUACUGGUUCGUAAUCCCCAGGUGGGAUUUACAUACUGCUGUUAUACUGCUGUUAUGGCCUUGAGCAGGAAACUCAGCCUCUGUAGAUGCACCUGACCCAGGUGUCUAAAGUAGCUUGCUUUAGAUUGAAACAUGGAUGUAAAAAUACAGGUAUUACGAUGUAAUCUUGGUUCAACAUCCUGUUUGGUGAUGAUAGCCUUUUUUGCAGUGUACAAAGUUCAAAGUGAUAUUUCCCCCAGUGCGGGUUUCCGUAGUACAAUCAAACAUUCCGUAGUACAUGUUUGAUUGAAUCCCUCGCCCUUCGUCUAAACAUCGCUGAGAAGUUGAUCCUAUAAAGCUUGUACAGCCAGACAGGGUGUUGUCUCAGGAGAUUUAGUGGUCUUGUGGUGGGGGGAUGACGUCUGACUGUGGUGGGGUCAUGGAUCCUAUAGGCCUUAGGCUGAUUAACUCAACACACUGUGAUGUGGUCUCCUCUCAGACUGGCCAGGAGCACGGGAGAGGCAGUUUAAUAAACAAGUCGACAACAGAUUUUUAGCAUUAGCUCUCCUCUGGCUUCCAGAUAGUCUGAGGGUCAGCCAAGGACAGAUACAGUGGGGGAAAAAAGUAUUUAGUCAGCCACCAAUUGUGCAAGUUCUCCCACUUAAAAAGAUGAGAGAGGCCUGUAAUUUUCAUCAUAGGUACACGUCAACUAUGACAGACAAAAUGAGAAAAAAAAUCCAGAAAAUCACAUUGUAGGAUUUUUAAUGAAUUUAUUUGCAAAUUAUGGUGGAAAAUAAGUAUUUGGUCAAUAACAAAAGUUUCUCAAUACUGUGUUAUAUACCCUUUGUUGGCAAUGACACAGGUAAAACGUUUUCUGUAAGUCUUCACAAGGUUUUCACACACUGUUGCUGGUAUUUUGGCCCAUUCCUCCAUGCAGAUCUCCUCUAGAUCAGUGAUGUUUUGGGGCUGUCGCUGGGCAACACGGACUUUCAACUCCCUCCAAAGAUUUUCUAUGGGGUUGAGAUCUGGAGACUGGCUAGGCCACUCCAGGACCUUGAAAUGCUUCUUACGAAGCCACUCCUUCGUUGCCCGGGCGGUGUGUUUGGGAUCAUUGUCAUGCUGAAAGACCCAGCCACGUUUCAUCUUCAAUGCCCUUGCUGAUGGAAGGAGGUUUUCACUCAAAAUCUCACGAUACAUGGCCCCAUUCAUUCUUUCCUUUACACGGAUCAGUCAUCCUGGUCCCUUUGCAGAAAAACAGCCCCAAAGCAUGAUGUUUCCACCCCCAUGCUUCACAGUAGGUAUGGUGUUCUUUGGAUUCAACUCAGCAUUCUUUGUCCUCCAAACACGACGAGUUGAGUUUUUACCAAAAAGUUAUAUUUUGGUUUCAUCUGACCAUAUGACAUUCUCCCAAUCCUCUUCUGGAUCAUCCAAAUGCACUCUAGCAAACUUCAGACGGGCCUGAACAUGUACUGGCUUAAGCAGGGGGACACGUCUGCCACUGCAGGAUUUGAGUCCCUGGCGGCGUAGUGUGUUACUGAUGGUAGGCUUUGUUACUUUGGUCCCAGCUCUCUGCAGGUCAUUCACUAGGUCCCCCCGUGUGGUUCUGGGAUUUUUGCUCACCGUUCUUGUGAUCAUUUUGAGCCCACGGGGUGAGAUCUUGCGUGGAGCCCCAGAUAGAGGGAGAUUAUCAGUGGUCUUGUAUGUCUUCCAUUUCCUAAUAAUUGCUACAGAGUUAAUUUCUUCAAACCAAGCUGCUUACCUAUUGCAGAUUCAGUCUUCCCAGCCUGGUGCAGGUCUACAAUUUUGUUUAUGGUGUCCUUUGACAGCUCUUUGGUCUUGGCCAUAGUGGAGUUUGGAGUGUGACUGUUUGAGGUUGUGGACAGGUGUCUUUUAUACUGAUAACAAGUUCAAACAGGUGCCAUUAAUACAGGUAACGAGUGGAGGACAGAGGAGCCUCUUAAAGAAGAAGUUACAGGUCUGUGAGAGCCAGAAAUCUUGCUUGUUUGUAGGUGACCAAAUACUUAUUUUCCACCAUAAUUUGCAAAUAAAUUCAUAAAAAAUCCUACAAUGUGAUUUUCUGGAUUUUUUUUCCCUCAUUCUGUCUGUCAUAGUUGACGUGUACCUAUGAUGAAAAUUACAGGCCUCUCAUCUUUUUAAGUGGGAGAACUUGCACAAUUGGUGGCUGACUAAAUACUUUUUUUCCCCACUGUAUCUGACACAGGGGAAUCCUAUGAAAGAGGAGGAGGAGUUGGUGCAGGGGAGAGGGUGAUACCUUUGAUAGAGUUUCAUUCCAAAACACUAUACACUGAGUGUACAAAACAUUAGGAACACCUGCUCUUUCCAUGACAUAGACUGAACAGGUGAAAGCUAUGAUCCCUUAUUGAUGUCACCUGUUAAAUCCAGGAGACAGGUUAAAGGAUGUUUAAGCCUUGAGACAUGGAUUGUGUAUGUGUGCCAUUCAGAGGGUGAAUGGGCAAGACAAAAUAUUGAAGUGCCUUUGAAAGGCAUAUGGUAGUAGGUGCCAGGCGCACCGGUUUGAGUGUGUCAAGAAUUGCAACACUGCUGGGUUUUUCAUGCUUAACAGUUUCCCAUGUGUAUCAAGAAUGGUCCACCACCCAAAGGACAUCCAGCCAGCUUGAAACAACUUUUGCCCUCACAACCCUGUGGAACGUUUUCGACACCUUGUAGAGUCCAUGUCCAGACUUCAGGCAGUUGUGAGGGCAAAAGGGGGUUCAACUCAAUAUUAGGAAGGUGUUCCUAAUGUUUUGUACAUUUUGUAAAUGUUGGUAAAUUAGCUUUUAUUGUUUAAAGAAAUGAUGAAAGAGAUUGGUGUGUUUUUUCCACUAUCUAAUCAUGGUACGGGGUUGUUCAAUGAUAGACAUGUAUUUGUUUAAAUCUAACACAAAUAAAAAAAAUUUUUUGUGCAAAAUGCUAUAUAUCCACCUCACUCUCAGAGAAAUAAGUAGCACUGCUAGGUUUUACACAGUCAAAUGUAAAGAAUUGUACAAAUGAUACAUUUGUGGCAUCAAUAUAAAAAAAUGAAUUAAAACAUUUAUUCAAUACAGUAAUAUGAGAUCUGUAUGUAAAACAUUUACAUUUGACAUUUUAGUGGUUUAGCAGGUGCUCUUAAUCGCAUUCAUCUUAAGAUAGCUAGAUGAGACAACCACAUAUCACAGUCAAAUAUACAGGAUACAAACAUUCCAUUCCAGCUAAACACAUUUUCAUACACAUCUAAAAUCUAUGAAUCAAAAAUCUGAGAACAGUAAUAUUUUACACACAGAUGACAGUACCCAGAUGCAAUCAUUUAUGAUGAAAAAACACAUGUAAAAUUUGUGGAUAUAGCGUUUUGGAAAUAAACUUCAUUUCUCAAUAGUACAUCAUUUCCAAGUCUUACUUAUGUGUUCUUUUUUAGCAUUUUAAUUGUGAUAUGGCUAUUGUCAUGCCAAUAAAUACAUUUGAAUUGAGUAGAGGGGGAGAGAGAGGGUAAGAAGGCCUUAUCCUCUGCUCAUCCACCAAACAGUGUAAAUUCCUCAGUGGAGUAAGGUUAGAUAUCUGGAAAGCUUGGGCAGAGGUUAAGUCUGUGGCCUAAUCCGCCCCUUAAUAGUAUCUACUAAUCCCUGGUCUGUAACAGCAGCUUCUCUCUUCCUCCCCACUGCCUCGCCCUCUUUUCAUUAAAAAGUCAUUACAUCCAUUUGGUAACAAUUUACCAGCAGCGCCGCUCUUCAAAAACUGCAUUGUGGCAUUCUUUCCCUCAAUUAAAUGCUCCUAGCAAUCUCACUCGCUCUUCUCUCUCUCUCUCGCUUUCGCUCUCUCUUACUAUUGCUCACUAUCUUUCUUUCUCGUCUUUCACACCAUCCCCCUAUCGGCCCUGAGUCAGAUGAUUCUAAUCCAGUCUGUUAAUCCACUAUAGAGGAGAGUGAUAAGGAGAGAAGGAUUGAGAGAGACAAGAAGAGAGGAAUCGAGAGAGAAAGCGGGAGAGGGAGAGAGAUGGAGCAAGUGUGUGAGAGCGAUGGAUAGGGGGAGGGGGAAAUUCAGAGAAAUUCAGUCAGUGUGCCAGAUAUCUAGCAUAAGAGUCAGUUCUAUAGAAAAAGGUCUUAAUAAGGUGGUCUUGACUGAUGGAGCUGACUGUGCAUUAAUAAUCGAGUGAGGGACCCAGUCUGGUAACAGUCUAAUAACCUACCUCUGCUCUGCGGGGGACAGAGUGGAUUAGAGCAUGCUGCUGCAGUGCUCAUCCUACCGCCAUUAAAGCCAGCACGCCUCAGACAUGCUGUACAAUAGGAGUUGCUAGAUGAUGGACCCUACAUGGAUGCAGUUAAACUCUAUGGAUUAAUUCUACCGAGAAGCUUAGAAAGAUUUACCAAGCAUUGGCUUGGUGCCCAGUGCCAAAUUGUGCACCUGUUUUCUUCCUCUUCAAAACAGAGUGAAUGUAAAUGUGGCUUAGUGUGUUUAGACAUGAGGGUCUGUAAGUGGACCCAGUGUCCUGGACCUAAACUGUCUCCCUGCCCAUCUCACCUCAUUCUACCAUCAUUACAACGUCACAACUGUAGCUAGUCAUCACACCAUCAUGUUGCAUGUGUCAAUGUGUCCUAUAUGUCCUUAACCUUGAGUCUCUUUCCACCAUUUUCACCUCAGAUAAAAAUCUUGGUGGGUUGCCUUUUUAAUUAGCUAAUGUAAAUGGAUGGGUUUGAACUCCCCUCCCUUCUUCUUCCACUCCAUCCCUCCAUACCUAUCUGCUUUCUUUCCUUUGGGUGUGUUUUACAUAUACCCCUGAGAUGCCAUGGAGGACAUGUCCUGAAUGAGCUCCACACAAUGGGGGCCCCAGGCGUUUUGUUUACGUUCUCAAAGGAACCCCUGACAAAUCCCUCUUUAGUUAUUUUCUCUCCGUCUUUCCGAUAACAUUAUAGCUGUGUGGCAUGUUCCGGUGAGGGGGUUUAACCCCUUGCUGCCCAUCAUGAUAAACCAACAGGUUUAGCUUUCCUUAUGUGUACGUCAAGGGUCUGGAGUCUACACUCUUAGACAAAAGGGUUCCAAAAGGGUUCUUCGGCUGUCCUCAUAGGAUAACCCUUUUGGUUUCCAUGUAGAACCCUCUAUGUGGAAAAGGUUCUACAUAGAACCCAAAAGGGUUCUACCUGGAACCAAAAAAGUGUUAUUCAAAGGGUUCUCCUAUGGGGACAGGAAAAUAACCUUUUUAGGUUCUAGAUAGCACCUUUUUUUCUAAAAGUGUAGUACUACUGUUAAUACUACCCUACUACUACAAACUCUGACAAAGUGCUUUGUUGAUCAUGUCAUCUCAAUAUUUUAGAAAAUACAGUUCAACCUGGUAUCAAAGGGCAUCAUUUCAGAUAAUAGACCUGUUGUGUAUUUGAAAACAGCUUUUGUUCUGUUUGUUUUGGUAGCAUUAGCAGUUGUGGUGAUGCACAAGGCUUAUAUGACAUAGAAUACCAUUUUGAGUAAUUUCCAAAACAAAUUUGAUGGGGGAGUUAUCCUCUUGAACAUAAAUAAUUGCUUAAAGUGCUUACUGAGAGCUUACUGGAAGCACCUGCCAAAUCCUAUAAUGUAGCUACAGUAGAUAUACAACAUCACCGUAACAUCACGUGUUGAGUUGAUAAUUAGCUGAGAGCAUUAAGGAAAACAGAGAGCCCUGACAAAGCCACUGAAGAUUGACUACUUUGUCUGUGGUCACAACAUCAGGAGAUUAGUUUGGGACUAAAAGGCCACCGGCUGUGAGAAGCAGUUUGGUACCUGACUUAGCAGCACAGCCAGAGUCACAGCCAGCAGCAUAGACUGGGAUAAAAUAAGGCACCGUGCUAGGAACAGCUGGAUAUUACAGAGGCAAAGUAACACCAGAGCAUUCACAUUUUAGUCACACCUACACAAUUGCACACACACUUACACUAAUUAGCAUAGUGCACACACACAUUCUUAGAUGUACAAGGACACAUGCAUGCGCAAUUGCGCACACACACACACUGAAUACACUCUCACGCUGAAUGCACUUGAGUUAUGCUGAGGCAGCAUGGAGAGCCCUGUAGUGUAAUAAUGAGAUUAAAGACAGUGUAUAAUACAGUACCGUCCCUCUGUCCUCAGGCUGUCAAUCUCUGUGUGUGGGAGGGAGAGAGAGCCUAUUGCUCUUUUCCUGAAAACAUCACAUUUACAAUUCCUCAUGCACCAGCUGUCCUCAUCCAGUGAAAUGUACUAUUUGAAACCAAGUACAUGCUGCAUAGACACUAUAAGGAGAACUGAGCAACAGACAAGCAUCUCACAGCUGUGGAAAUAUCCAGAACGGUUGACCGUGUGAGAUGAGUGAGAGUGCCUUUUAAACAGUUAAUAUCAACAGAUUGCAUAGGUUGGUGCUGAUUUUUCUUUCUUUACAGAACAAAGAGAAGGAGCGGAUGAAGGAGAGGGAGAAGGAGGCGCGGGAGCGGGAGGCGCGUUACAGCAACGGCCACCUCUUCACUUCCCUCACCGUGUCUGCCACCACCCUCUGCUCUGCCUGCAACAAGAGCAUCACCGCUAAAGAGGCCCUCAGCUGCCCCAGUGAGUACCACACACGCACACACUUGUACGCAGUGCAUACACUCACAAGGCCCAGACAAAAGCCUAAUGUCAUUACCAACAACAUUAUCGGGGUAUUGAUGUAUUGAUGCGUCACCAGAACAGUGGACCAACAGACAUCUUGCCUCAGGGUUGUCAUAUUGGACUGUUAGGAAGAUGACCUUCUUGUCUUCUUUGUGUGUGUGUGUGUGUGUGUGUGUGUUGUGUGAGAGAGAGGUAGUGACUGUCCAGUGUAAGGGGGGGGGGGGGGGUGAACAUGGGGAGAGGGGGCUGCCCUGUGGAACAAAAUUGCUUUGGGAAGAGAAAGGGUGAUCAAAAGAACAGCAGGAGAGAGAGCUUGGGGCUAGAAAAAGAAGAUUCAAACAAUAAGUGUAAGAGAGAGAGAUGUGGUAGGACGUGUGGGUCAAUAAAGAUAGAGGUAGAAGAGACAUAUGAGCCAAAGAGAAGGAAAUAACCGAGAAUUAUAUUAUAAGAGGGAAGGAAACAGAGAGUGAAUAGCAGGGGAGCUCAAAAAGGAGAGGGGAUUCCUCCUGCACUCUCUCAAUGUUUUUCUUUGCUCUCCCUUCUUCCCUUCUUUCUCUCCUUCCUUCCCUCCCUCCCUUUGAGAAUCAAUCAGCUGCUGACUUCUAGGAGAACCGUCUCCCUUCCCCUGCCCGGCCCAGACAAUGGCGUUAGUGUGUGGGGAGCACAGAUCAGACGGCCUGGCUCUCUCUCCACUGGCCUGGAGGAACAGCUGGGGGAGAGAGAGGGAGAAAGAGAGAAAGAAAGAGAGAGAGAGAGAGAGGGUGGAGUGGGAGAAGGCAGACUCCAGGGCAAAUGGGGCAAGCAAAUAGAGGAAGAUCCAGAGAGAAAGGUAGACAGAUAGAGCGCAGAAAGAGGGGGGAAGGAAGAGGUGGAGGUAGAGGAGAACAUAUUGAGUGAAAAGACUCCUCAGGGGUUAUCAGUUCUCAGGUCGAGAGAGAGAGAGGGGUAGGGAGAGAGAGAUAUUAUUUAACAAACAAGUGAGCCAGAAAGACAGAAUAGGAGACAAAGCCAUAUGGAUGAUGAAGGCUGACACUAUUUUUUAUUUCACCUUUAUUUAACCAGGUAAGCCAGUUGAGAACAAGUUCUCAUUUACAACUGCGACCUGGCCAAGAUAAAGCAAAGCAGUGCGAUAAAAACAACAACACAGAGUUACAUAUGGGGUAAAACAAACAAAGUCAAAAAUACAACAGAAAAUAUAAAUACAGUGUGUGCAAAUGUAGCAAGUUAUGGAGGUAUGGCAAUAAAUAGGCCAUAGUGCAAAAUAAUUACAAUUAGUAUUAAGACUGGAAUGAUAUGCAAAUGAUGUGCAAAUAGAGAUACUGGGGUGCAAAUGAGCAAAUAAUAACAAUAUGGGGAUGAGGUAGUUGUGUGGCUAAUUCAGAGAGGCUGUACAGUGCAUUGAUGGGUAAGGUGCUCUGAAACUGAUGCUUAAAGUUAGUGAGGAGUAAGAGUCUCCAGCUCAGAGACUAAAGACAGAGAGGAGUUUGCCUGAGAUAGAAAGAGGAAGUCCAUACUGAGAAUUGUAUAUUUGUUUGUUACCCAUUUGAAACAAGCGUUAUAGCAUGCAACACGGCAGGUAGCUUAGUGGGUAAGAGCGUGUGCCAGUAACGAAAGGUCGCGGUUUAAUCCCCGAGCCGCUAGGUGAAAAAUCUGUGAUUGCCCUGAGCAAGGCACUUACCCUAAUGCUCUGUAAGUCGCUUGGAUAAGAGCGUCUGCUAAAUGACAAAAAAAAAAACAUUACACUACAGCAACAGCAAAGACAAUUCAAUUGACAGUCAUAGUCAAUUGACAUUUGUAUUUAUCAUGAAAUCAAUCCAAACGUACAUUCCCAUAGGGAAAGAGGGAUGCUUUUUGUCUUAUUAUCAAACCCAAUUACCUAUUUUGAUUGAAUAUUGAUGUAUGGAUGACGUUUGUUGUCCUUCAAGAUGAGGAAAUAGCGGUUCUAUCUUCGACCUCGUUACCAUGACCCCUAUGGCUCUGAAGACGAGGUUCAAAGAGAGAGAGAGAUAAAAGAGAAGAGCGAGAGAGAGACAGACAGACAGACAGACAGAGAAGGGGAGCACAGAGGGAGGGAGGGGGUACAGAGGUGCAUGGGGGUGGGAGAGGGAGAGGGAGGACUCUUGGCAUGGGGUGUGAUUACACGUCUGCUGCCAAAGGGGGAGGUGUGGUGGAGUGAUGUGGUGGUGUGUGUGUGUUGUGUGUGGUGUGUGGUGUGUGUGUGACUGUGUGGUGUGGUGUGUGGUGUGUGUGUGAGUGAUUAUGAGUAUUGUGUGUGAGUUCCGGUACUUCAGAGAGAGACGGUGGGCACAGAGAUUGCAGUUGGGGGUAAGAGGUACAACAGCUGUAGCUCAGAUAGAACACUGGUCAUAGGCUAUUGAUUUGGGUUGGGGGCAUAAUUAUAUUCACGUCUGGGUGUGUGUAUUGGGCUGAAGGGGGCAUGAAUACAUUAUCAUUGCAAAUUACACCGGAGGUGAGAGAGGGGGCGAGAUACACUGGAGAGAAUGGGAAAAAGAAAGAGAGAGGAUGUGUGAGUAGGAGAGAGGACUGAGGUGUGAGCCGGCUGUGAGAAUUCCCUUUUGUGUUUGGCUUCUCUGUUCAUGUAUUUUAAAACUGAACCAGUUAAGAUAUUUUUACAUUUACAUUUUAGUCAUUUAGCAGACGCUCUUAUCCAGAGCGACUUACAGUUAGUGAAUACAUUUUUUAUACUGGCACCCCGUGGGAAUCAAACCCACAACCCUGGUGUUGCAAACGCCAUGCUCUAUCAACUGAGCUGCAUCCUGCCGGCCAUUCCCUCCCCUACCCUGGACGACGCUGGCCAAUUGUGCGCCGCCCAUGAGUCUCCGGUCGCGGCCGGCUGCGACAGAGCCUGGAUUCGAACCAGGAUCUCUAGUGGCACAGUUAGCACUGCGAUGCAGUGCCUUAGACCAAUGCGCCACUCAGGAGAUAUUUUUAGUCUAGAGACAAUUUGAUUUAGAUUAGAUUUAGAUUAGUUAAGAAUCUAAAUUGGUUUAGGCAGCAUGCUUUGUCUGGAGGUUGAUGUGAAACUAAACAAAUAUUUUUCACAGGUUUUACUAUUUAUUAAUUAUUGUGUUAUGUCACCGUCAACUCAGUUUGCUAAUAUGUUAUAAUCAGGUGCAACACAACCAUUCCACCUGUAAGACCCAAUAUAGAGAUGGAGAAUGACACAGUAGCUGCAGUGGAACUACAGUACAGACUGCAGGUUUAGGAGAUUAUACAGUAGGUCUAUGAUGAAGCUCACUGUCUGUUGAGAGAGGGGCUUUUCUCUUUGUUUGGUGGAUCCGAAACAGCCCCCCUCUCUCCCCCUCUUGCCCCAAUACACAGCUGCUACCUCCCUCCCCGACUGUAAUCUGGAAAUAGUGCAUCUGGUAGUUGGAGUGUGGGAGAUUAACAAGCAGUCUGCCACACUGACGUGUGCACACACACAUACACAAACACACAUAGGCAGGCAGGUCUGCACGAACAGACACACACACACACUCCCAAUCCCUCUUCGUCCACAGACAUUAGUGGUCCCUAACAGUAAUGAAUGAUAGAUGAGCUGAGGGUAACACAGUUAACCCUCUCUCGUUUAACACAGUGGUCUGAUAUGGAGCCAUAUUGCCUCAGAGACCCAGAGAUGCUUUAAUACGGGAUCAUGACAUUGUCCUACAUCGGGAUUGGUAUCUGUGGGCCCCUGUGAAUUGGGACAAGGGAGACAUAUGUUUAGGCUGGGUGCGGGGGAGCGUGUGUGUGUGUGUGUGUGUGUAUGGGUAUGUAGCACCCCCUGUCAUGUCUGAGGGGAUGUUUCCGGUUUGGCGUCACCAGGGAGGAUUUCUCGUCAAUACUUUUACAAUGUUGUCUAUGUAUCCAAUCAAUUAAGUACGUGUUCAUGUUGUACAUCAAUGUUUGGUUUGAAUUUGAAUAAAGUCCACAGCUAUCUUUUAUUUAUUAUUAUUUAUUUCAAAUUCAUUUCAGGGACCCUUUACUCCAAUAGUGCAGAGAAAGACAUUUUGUUUUUGUUUUCAUCAACAUUUGAACUCAUGUAUGCCUCUGCAUACACAGAUAACUGACCAAUAGGGCCCCUGGGUGUCCAGCAGGGUGUCUUAAUGUGUAUUUACAUUUUAGUCAUUUAGCAGACGCUCUUAUCCAGAGCGACUUACAGUUAGUGAGUACAUACAUUUCAUACCUUUUCAUACUGGCCCCCCGUGGGAAUCGAACCCACAACCCUGGUGUUGCAAACGCCAUGCUCUACCAACUGAGCUACACGGGACCUAUAGCCUCAGUGUAGCGCUGUGUCAGUAUGUGUGAGAUUACUUCCUCAGACACAGAUUAAGACGACAGGGCCAUUGUUGUUUGGCUCCUUUAGACCUAAUCUGAGGGCCCUAGAUUACACUCACACACAGAUUACAAUAAGGGGGAUAUACACUGAGUGUACAAAACAUUAAGAACCUUCAUAAUAUUGAAUUGCAUCUCCCCCCACCCUGCCCUUUUGCCCUCAGAACAGCCUCAAUUCGUCAGGUCAUGGACUCUACAAAGUGUCGAAGUGUUCCACAGUGAUGCUGUUGACUCCAAUGCUUCCCACAGCUGUGUCAAGUUGGCUGGAUGUCCUUUGGGUGGUGGACCAUUCUUGAUGCAGACGGGAAACAGUUGAGCGUGAAAAACCCAACAGCUUUGCAGUUCUUGACACGAACCUACUACCAUACCCCAUUCAAAGGCACUUAAAUAUUUUGUCUUGCCCAUUCACCCUCUGAAUGGCACACAUACACAAUCCAUAUCACAAUUGUCUCAAGGCUUAAAAAUCCUUCUUUAACCUUUCUCCUCCCCUUUAUCUACAUUGAUUGAAGUGGAUUUAACAAGUGACAUCAAUAAGGGAUCAAAGCUUUCACCUGGAUUCACCUGGUCAGUCUAUGUCAUGGAAAGAGCAGGUGUUCAUAAUGUUUUGUACACUCAGUGUACAGUAUUAUCAUACAAAUAUAUAUGAUAUGAUAAUAAGCUAAAGACAAGUGAGCUGUAAAUAAUAUAGUGUCAUAUGGAAGGGGGGUUCUAGGCACUAUUUGAAAUCCCAAAGCAUUUCUAGGUUGUAGAUCCGCCCUACAUGGACACAUCUAUAAUAGUAUGUCAUGACUUGUCGAUUCUCCACUUUCCAGUCUAGUUUCAGACCAAGCAUUGCAACGAUGUUGAGCUUUAGAGAAAGGUUCUAACAGUACAGACCAAGCCUUGGAGAAGGCAGCCAUCGUUUCAGCACCAACAGUGUUGGUCCAACACUGGCAUGUUGGUUUAGUGAGCAAGGGGCAUAGUCUGUUUGUUUUAGCAUCGGGGCCAAUAUCUACUGGAUGUGUUUGUCGUUGUGUAAGGAGUGGUGUGUGAGUGUUUGUGAGGGGCUGUGUGUGUUUUUGUGAGGGGCUUUGAGUAUGUUUAAAUCGUUUGUAGCCUGUGUGUGUGUGUGUGUGUGUUUGUUUGUUUGUGUAUAUAUACUGUGUGUGAGUUUUAAGGGUCUGUAUGUGUUGUGAGAGUUUGAGCGAUGAAUGGGUCACAGUGUGCCUUUCAUUAUGCGUUUUAAGUGGAAACGUGUUAGCUGAGUCCAUGCUCUGUAAAAUGUUGGCUUUUAUGGAGAACACACCCUGAAAAGAGUGUAUUUUUAGCCCUGUGUUCCCUCUCAUGUGAGUCGAAACUAUUGGUUGAAAAUAGGAACGCCACCAAAGAAAUGCACCCCACCAAAGCAUACUUCUGACAAGUAUUAUUUAGCCUGCUUUGGUAGAAAAUGUGUAAUCUUGGCAGAGACAUUGGAAAGACUAAAGUAAAGGAAUAUGUAGAGUUUUAGAAUGGAGAUUCUGUUUUCGGUGUGGGUGUGGGGGUGUGUGUGUUUGUGGGUGUGGGUGUGUCCAUCCUUGGGCUGCUCUUAGAACAAAGACAACCCUGAGUAGUAGGGAAGAACUCCCAUAAACACUUUUGGGCAGUUUCAUAUGGACGCAACAACACUCCCAGGACUCAGAACACACACACUUACGCACCAAUAACCUGCCUCAGACAUCCCUUCAACCUCCCACCGCCAUUCCAGGAGAACUUCCUGUCUAGAAAACAUGUAUCAGGAAGUGGAGCCCCUCUAACAAUGAAGAGAGAGUAAAGCUGAGGGAAGAGAGGAGGGGAGAAGGGGUGUUUUGAAGCAUAGGAGUGAUUUAAUAACAUUGAUAACAUUUUACUUGGUGUCGGAAAGCAUAGGUUAAAAGUUUUAUUUGUCACAUGCACAAGUACAGUGAAAUUCUUCACUUGCAAGCCCUACCCAACAGUGCAGUAUUCAAUAUCAAAAUACUAUAACUAAUAAAAAAAUAAUGGUAAAGAAAACCUACGAAAUUAGUCAGUGCCAGGAUCAAAUGUACAACGUGUCAUUGAUAACCCUAUCUGGAACAGGAAGAGUUGGCACCUGUCACAACUUCACUUGAUAGCGGUAUUCACAAGUCAUGGGUAUCUCUCUGUAAGAAAUGCAUCUUGACUGUAAUGACAAGCGCCUCAGAAAUGGUCUCAUGAUGUCAUGAAGUUAGUUGCCAUUCUUAUCAACAGUGCAUAUGCAGAUAUUGUGGAGUGUCAGGGAAAUUGAUCUUUGUGUUUCUGUGUUGCAGCCUGCAAUGUCACCAUCCACAACCGCUGUCGAGACACACUGGCCAACUGUGCCAAGAUGAAACAAAGGGUAAGAGAGGGGCGAGAGGGGAAAGGAAAGGUUUUUGAUGUAUGAAAAGCAAGAGUUGGGCCUCUAUUCUUUGAAAAGUUGACUGUUGGAUGAGACAUUGGUCUACUGUGUUUUGCAGCAACAGAAGCUAGCCCUGGUGAGGAACAGCUCCGCGCUGCAGAACGUGGCUCUAAGGACCAAAAGUGAGUAUCUCGUUUCCUCAACAACUUCCAGCCUAUUUCCUCUCCUUCUUUCGCAAUGAAUGCCUCCUCUCUGCAUGUGAAUAUAGUGGUGCUGCCACCUGUUGGCUGAUCUAUUCCACUGCAGUAUGGAUGUAGCGCUGACUACAUCAUUAGGAUUUAAAUCCUUUUGGACAGGAAGAGCUCAAUUGAACCCCCCCCCCACCACUUGCUCUCACUCUCUCUGUCUCUCUCUCUCUUUCUCCAGCCCCUAUGAUGAAGGAGCGACCCAGCUCAGCCAUCUAUCCGUCCGACAGUCUCCGUCAGUCCCUGCUGGGCUCCCGCCGUGUCCGCUCCGGCCUCUCCCUCUCCAAGAGUGUCUCCACACAGAACCUCGCAGGGUGAGCAGGCUGCUGUGUAGAGUCAUCAAUUGAUUUACCUAUGUGAGUAGGGCACUGAUAUGAAGUCGUUUGAAACGUUGUGUAACUGUUUUGUGUUUCCAGGAAUCUGAAUGACGACUCACCAUUGGGGCUGCGGAGGAUCCUGUCUCAGUCUACAGACUCCCUGAACUUCAGAAACAGAGCCAUGUCCAUGGAGUCCCUCAACGACGAAGGGGAGGUGUACUAUGCUGCCAUGUUGGAGGAGCUGGAGAGGGAGGGGAAGGACUUUGAGGCUGACUCGUGGAGUCGGGCUGUAGACCCCUCCUACCUGCAGACGCACCGCAAAGACGUCAUCAAGAGACAGGACGUCAUCUAUGGUGAGAACAUCGCUCUUCCUCACUCUCUCUCUCUCUCUCCCUCUCUCGCUAUAUUCCUCACUCUUUCUCUCUCUCUCCCUCGCUAUAUUCCUCUCUAUUGCUAUCUCUUUCUUUCUCUCUCUCUAUCACUUUAUUCUUCUCUCUCACCUCUAGUCCUCUCUCUCGCUCCCUGUGGUAUGUAAAGGUAUUGUAUGUUCCUAACUCUGUCUGUUCUCCCCUCCAUGCCCCUCUCAGAGCUGAUCCAGACAGAGUUCCACCACGUGAGGACCCUGCGGAUCAUGGAGGGGGUGUUCCGGCAGGGCAUGCUGGACGAGGUGCUGCUGGAGCCGGGCGUGGCGCACGCCGUCUUCCCCUGUCUGGAGCAGCUGAUGGCGCUACACACACGUUUCCUUUCCCAGCUUAUGACACGACGCACUCACAGCCUGGCUCCUGGGAGCUGUACUAACUUUACUAUCAACCAACUGGGGGAUAUACUCACUGAACAGGUAGGAAACACACACACACACUCCGAAGUUACGACAGACAUCCACACACACACAUCCACAAUCACACACACACACACAACCCUGAAAUACAUACAGUCCUAGACGCAUGUACCAAUUUUGCCGUUCAUUAACAUUAGAAUGCACUCAUACAAAAGACCCAACGAACAUAUGCAUAAUCUAAACAAAUAAUACUCACAUGCACACACACACUGACUCAGAUGAUACCCAUUGUGUGUUUUCAGUUCUCAGGCCAGUGUGCAGAUGAGAUGAGGAAGGCCUAUGCUGAGUUCUGCAGCCGCCACCCCAAAGCUGUGAAACUGUACAAGGAACUGCUGGCCAGAGACAAGAGGUUUCAGCACUUCAUACGGGUAAGAGAGAGAGAGGUGGAUGGAGUGAGGGGGGGGGGGGGGAAGGGUUAGAGGUACAGAGAACGGCGGAAUGGGAAGGCCCAAGAGCAUGAUUAAAAUGUGUGCAAUGUGAGAGUGUGUCUGUGUGUGUGUGUGUGCCUGCGCAUGUGUGUGUGCUCGUGGUAUGUGUGUGAGCUCAGCAGUCCGUGUCAGGAGGUGCCAGCUGAGGGGUGUUUCAUAUGUCUUAGCUAGGAGGAGUGCUGGAUAGAUAACACUGAAUAGAGGGCCACUUUAGUUCACUCAUGAAACAACUAUCACAUUGUAGAUGUUCUAUUCAAUAAAGAGUCAUGAACAAGUUAUUUCUGCUUUAUUACCUAACUAACAGUAGUCACAAGGAUGUGUUCUGGUCUCAAAUUCUUCAUAAGUGUCCUAGCUUUGUGGUCCAAUCACACUCUUAUGGAAUGCCCAAAAAAUGUACAUAUCUUUACUGCUAUCUAUAUUAGAUAAAAUGGGCCCCUAAAGAUGGAUCUAUACCUUUAUUUUAAUUUACACAUUGAAAUUAGUAGUCGUAUUACAUUUUAUGCAUAAGUGGUCAUUAUAGUAUAUUAUAAAACUGGGUAGUUAGGGUCCUAGAUGCUGAUUGGCUGAAACAGCAUUUUAGCUGUGUGUAUAUCAGAAUAUAACAUGGGUAUGGCGCACACAUACUUGUUUAGUGUUCUAUUUAUGUUGGUAACCAGUUUAUUAUAUCAAUAAGGCAACUCUGGGGUUUGUGGUAUAUGGCCAAUAUACCAGCCCUUAGUCGUGGUAUAUUGGCAAUAUAUCAAAACUCCUGAGGAGCCUUAUUGCUAUUAUAAACUGGUUACCAACGUAAUUAGAGCAGUAAAACUAAAUGUUUUGUUUUACCUGUGGUAUAUGGUCUGAUAUACCAUGGCUUUCAGCCAAUCACAAUUCAGGACUCAAACCACCCAGUUUAUAAUGGCCAAUAUACCACACCACCUCGGGCCUUAUUGCGUAAAUAUAUAAUAAGUGGUAUUAAAUCUGAUCUAUCCCAUAAUCAGAGGGUAAGCCGGGGGCCCCUGCUGCGUCGCCAUGGCAUCCAGGAGUGCAUCCUGCUGGUGACUCAACGCAUCACCAAAUACCCUGUCCUCAUCCAGCGCAUCCUGGACAACACCAAGGGUAAGACCUGACUCCAGAACAGCUAUAGCAGCUUAGUGAGUAGACUCACACAGCAUAAAAGCUGAACACAGAACAGCCACUACAGCUCAGGGAGUAGACAAAAACAUAUAAGAACUGAAUAAUCUCUACAUACACAGCAGUAGAAUACCCAUACACAACUGAAAUGCUUUUGAAUACAACUGACCUCAAAACACUCUCAUCAUCAUCAUUAUCUCUCCCCCCCAACAGGCAGUGAAGAGGAGGCCAAGUCCCUAGCCCAGUCCCUGUCCCUGAUCCGGGACUUGUUGAGCUCUGUGGACCAGCAGGUGGCAGAGCUGGAGCGGACCCAGAGGCUCCAGGAGAUCAGGGCCAGAUUGGACCCCCGGGCCCAGGCAGAGGUCAGGGGAGGAGGGGUGUUCAGGGGAGGGGAGCUGCUCCGCAGGACGCUCCUCCACGAGGGCACGCUGCUGUGGAAGACACAAGGAUCCAGACUCAAAGGUAGGGAGGGAGUGUGUAUCUGAGAGAGAAAGAGGUAGAGAGAGAGAGAUAAAGGGGAUAUGAUUGUUCGUGUAUCUUUACAGAAUAAGUGUGGAGAAACAAGGUUGCAUACUCUAUGUAUCUUUAACAAUGUUCCACUCUGUGUGUGUAUGUAGAUGUGCAGGUCCUGCUGAUGACAGACAUCCUGGUGUUCAUGCAGGAGAAGGACCAGAAGUAUUUCUUCCCCUGCAUAGUAAGUCUGCCCCUCUCCUUUCCACUCAUCUGACUCAUCCUCCUCUCCUCUCUACUCAUCUCUUCUGCUUUCCGACUUUUGUUCAGCAGGUCCUACAUUGCUUCUGUCUUUGCCUUUCCACACAUCUAACUUUAUUUAGUAUAAAUGUUAUAUCACAGAGCUAACAUCUCCCCCCUUUCUGUCUCUCUCUCUCCCUCUCUAUCGCUCUCUCUCUUAGGACAAGCCUGCAGUGUUGUCUCUGAAGAACCUGAUUGUGAGGGACAUAGCCAAUCAGGAGCGAGGGAUGUUCCUGAUCAGUGACUCCUCCCCCCCAGAGAUGUACGAGCUGCACGGCGCCUCACGAGACGACAGGAACAACUGGAUGAGACUCAUACAGCAGACCGUCAGCAGGUCAGCUACUGUAAUACACACAUACACACACACCUACUCAACUCAUUCAGAGCAUUGCCGGUUUCAAUUUUGAGAAUUCUCUAUCAUCCUUAAUGGAAUCCUAGGGGUCCUUCCAUAUGCCCUGGCACUAUCCUUAACCCGACCAUACCUCACCUUCUCCUCACUCUCUCUCGCUCUCUCUCUCCCUCCCUCCAGCUGUCCGUCCAGAGAGGACUUCCCCCUGAUAGAGACAGAGGACAAGGCUUUACUGCGCAGACUCAGAGGUACAACCUCUUCUCCUCUCCUCACACUCCUCCACCUUUCUCUUUCUCUAUCAUUCCUGUGUUACACUUGUCUAUUUAUCGUCCCUUAAUAGACAACAUCCACAUCAUUCUGAACAUUCAGUUGUUUUAGACCUGAAGAUGCAUCUUACUGACUUGAAUGUGUUUCUAGCUGACAUCCAGCAGAAGGACAGGGAGGUGCUGGAGCUCCUCCAGGAGAGAGUGACUCUGUUCUCUGACCUGGCUGAGAUCACCGGUGGGGGUCAGGAGGUCAUGCCCCUCACCAACUCUAGGAACAUCUUCCGGGCCGACACCCCCUAUGCACCCCAGGCGGAAUACCUACUCACCGACGCCAUCUCAGAGGGUAAGCGAAUUUAGAAUUUACCUUGAUUCUAAUUCCUGAUCUAUGGUCAGUUUGACUUUUCACCACCUAAUAGUGAGGCGAGAGGCUGGUGUAGGGCUGGGUCAUCCUAGGUCAGUGCCAUAGAGGGUAAUGUGAGGGUUAAUGCAGUCUUAUGAGAGGCAGGUAUUAAAUGAGGCCUAACCCCGAGCUUAGCACUGCAGAUGGAGAGGUAGAAUUAAAUAAUGAGCACCCUAUAAGAGUAUAAGUAUCAGCUAGUCAUAGCCUCUCAGGAGUCAAUCUGAGAUCACCAACAAAACCUCAGUUAUUAACCCCUGAGUGUAGUGUUAUGCAGUGAGUAGGACGAUGUUACAUUGUGGUGUUAAUGUUGCUAUGCCUCUUCUUUAGUUUUUAAUUCCCUCUCCUUCCCUCCUUUCAUCAGUUGACAGGCUGAGUGAGUUGCUGCUGGGUUCUAACAUAGAGCUUCCCAAGUCCAACGGUAGCACCAACGGUACCAAUGGUGACCAGAACCACAAAGGGGCGCCAGUGAGCAGUGAGUGGUUUUGCUUAGUCUUUUACCACUGGGAGAUGGUGGAGGGUUGUCUCUACAGUGUUUCAUCUCUCACUUACCAAUCAGAUCACUUUCUCUCUCCUUCUAUCCCACCCAUUUACAGAUGGAGAUUCGAUCUCCGUCAACGGAACUCAUGAAUUCAAAGGAAGUCCAGCGUCCAAGGUGAGAGAGGAUGACUGUGCCUUAGGGUUGGAUAACAUAUACAUAAGCCACAACUGUGACUGUAAUACAUAAUCAGUUAUAAUGACUUCAUGUUUUGUGGGUGUUCUUUAUCCUUUCAGGACAGAAAUGGUAACCAGCUACAGGACAGACCACUAAAUGAGGAGGUGUGUCAGAGGCUGGUGAACCUCAAUGCUCAGCUCCACGCUCUACAGGUGAGGCUGAAUGACACACUGGAAUGCAUUUGAGGCAGUUUAUUUCAUAGGGGUCCUUCCCUACACCCCAGUUCCAACCUAGAUUCAAAACUCACUCUCUCUCCUUCCUCUCUCUCCCAGGCCGCCGUCAUUCACCAGGACUCUGUCCUCGAGCUCCGCCUCCGUGAGGGCACUGGCCCUGCCUCCUCAGGUUCCUCCACUCCCACCCCCACUCUUCCAAACACCUUCCCCAGGCUGUGCCGUUCCAUGUCACGUGACACGGGUCUGGAUGCGGGCACAGUGGCAGUCAUGGGGGACAUGGCCAUGCUCCAGAGGCAGCAUGUUCUGCUGCAGGAGGAGGUGGGGAGGCUGCGCCCCCUGGAGGCCAGGCUGAGGGAGAGCGAGAAGGCCCAGGCUCAGAUGGAGCAGCAGCUCAGGGACAUGAAGGGCAGAAGGGGAAGCAGAGGCAGCAGAGGCAGUAACGGAGACAUCGUGGUGGAUGUUACAGCCUUAGAGCAGGUGAGCAAAGUAACCUCUGGCAGAGGUGUGUGAAUGUCAAGUGUGGGAGUUUGGGGUCAAGUGUGUUUGGGUUUAGGUAGACUUACAGUCCUCACCCCAACUGGCUGAAUCACUAAGCCAUUCAAGAUGCACUAGUGGUUGAUCUGUAGGUGAGCUCAAAGAGGAUAUGAUGACAUUACUUUUCUCCUUUACUAGGCUCCUGCUAAAAGAAGAGGAAGUGGUGAUGGCGAGCCCAGCCCUGUCGCCCCAUUGGCCUGUCAGGAACCAGUGGACCAAUUGGACGGCGUACAGGAAGGCAGUGAGGAAGAGGAGGAGUCAGAGGAAGAGGCGGAUGUAGUGAAGGUUUCACCACGCUCCGACAGUCCAAGAGGUGAGUAAUUAACCCACAGUGUCUGUCUUUCCUGUAUUGAGUGUAAUUGGAAUAUCUAGGGGCAAACAGUAAUGCAGGCACUAGGGAUGGGGGUGUGAGCAUGCGGGUCUGGGCAGAUGAGAUGUGGUCAUUGUUUGUGUGCGUCUGUAAGUUGUUGUUUAUAUGUAUACGUUUGUAUGUGGAGUAAAAAAUGAAAAUAGAAGGAAUAUCUACGGCACUAAAGUAUUAGUCAUUGGUAGGGUGUAAUCAGUGAGAUAAAGAGGUCUAUGACUCGAUCACUUUGGGAUUGGCCAAAUCUAUGGAAUCCCAAAAGAAUCCCUAUGGUGUCCAUGACAACUGAUCUUUACACAUUUCUGACCUUUAACCGUAUCACACCUAGUUUACCUGGUCACACACACACAUUUCUCACUCUCUACCUCUGCAUAUUGAAGGUGUGUCAGCACGUCAUAUCUCUAGCUAUCUGUUUGGCACCGAUUUCUCAGCUGUUUAAUGAGUAGGCAGAGUUUUGUGUACUAUCUCUCUGCCCUCUCUUAAUGGCUGCUUGUUGAUAGUCAAUAAUAGCUCUCUGUCCUCUCCACUCUUUACUUUUCCACCCUUUUCAUACAUUUUCAUUCAACUUUGAUCAUACAGUAUAUGGUAGGUUUAGAGGCAACAUUUAGAGUAUUGAUAGACAGUCACUGUUUUUUAUGCCCUUCUUACUUAAUCAAUGCACCUCUCCCCAUUCUUUCUUUCUGUGUGCUUAAAGGGUGGAUACCUCUGACAAUAUUUAACUCCCUCUGUCCACAGUCCUUAUUGUAUCAGUCAAUGUCUGGUAACUCAGUGUAAAUAACAGUACUCCUCCAGUCGCAUCUCGAUUGGAACCUCUAUUUACAUUACUGAGCUAGCUAGUCCUGUUUUGAUCAACACAUUAUUCAACCAUUAUUAAACGUAUUAAUAACAUGUUUAUUCAUAUGAAUAACCUUCAAUGAUCUCCGCAGAUCUCCAGGAUAUCCCAGAGGAGAGCGAGUGCGGACCGGAAGCGCAGGAAUCCAAGGCUGAUUCUGAGAUUGUUCCGAGUUAACAUUGACCUCACACUGGAUACGCAAACCAGAAAACAGGACUUGAGAGCUGGACCAACAUAUUCUCAACCUCCAACCAACCAGACCUGAUAGAACUUAUCUUCAGUGAUUCCAUCUAUUCGUCUUUCUUUGGCAUAGAAAGCCUACCCAGGAAUUGUGUAUUGUAUCAUGGUAUAAGAUAGUUCUGAGAUGUUGUAUGCAGGUUUUUUACAUGUUUUUCUAAUGUUAUGUUAAAAGCUUCAUCCUCGGGAUUGAAUCCCUUUUCCAAUCCCACUCUUCGUUUCUUAUUUCCCUUUUCAAAACAAGGAAGAGGGAUUGGGGGUGAAGAGGAGGAUCGGGUUCGUAACACCAAUGGAAUUCUAAUGGUGGACUGUAUAUCUAUAGGUGUCUGUUGAUACCAGUAGGAACUAUUCUGUACUGUAACUGCCUGUCAUUGUUGUAAAUUUAG
This is a messenger RNA of Coregonus sp. 'balchen', 50676 nucleotides long. Lineage: Eukaryota; Metazoa; Chordata; Actinopteri; Salmoniformes; Salmonidae. The record is from the annotation of a GenBank genome assembly.